Molecule: messenger RNA, 49298 nt
Organism: Podarcis lilfordi (Lilford's wall lizard)
Lineage: Eukaryota; Metazoa; Chordata; Lepidosauria; Squamata; Lacertidae
Source: the annotation of a GenBank genome assembly
CUUGCAUUUAUCAUAGAGCUUCAUUCAGAGCAAUUUGGCUGCAGAAAAUAUUAGACUGGAAAUCAAAAGACUGUUUGUACACCAAUGGAAGGAUCUUGUUGCUUGUCUCAUUUUGACUAAUCUGAUUGGAUUUAUGAUCUUCAGUCUUUUCCAUCUUUCUGAAACCAAGAACCCCUUUCAGUUGGGGCUGGGGUCCUCAACAUGGCAUCCAAAGGUACCCAUGUAUCUGUUACCUUUUCUGGUGCACACCCAUUCCUCCCCACCCUCAUCCCCUGGAAAAUGAUUUCCUAUCUCGGGUUCCUACUUCUUUAACCAAUUCCUGAUCCACAAGAGGACUUCUUAUUCCAUGACUGCUAAUUUUACUCAAAAGUCUUUGGUGAGGUACUUUGUCAAAACCAUUUUGUAAGUCCAGGUAAUGUCAAUGAGAUCACCUGACACUCUCAAAUAACUCUAAAAAGGUUAGUGAGCCAAGAUUUGCCCAAAAUCAGUUUUAUUGCCCCCCGUUUCUGCUCUGGUCAGGAGCUAUAGGGCAUGGGUAGGCAACCUAAGGCCCAGGGGCCGGAUGCGGCCCAAUCACCUUCUCAGUCAGGCUUGCGGAUGGUCUGGGAAUCAGCAUGUUUUUACAUGAGCAGAAUGUGUCCUUUUAUUUAAAAUGCAUCUCUGGAUUAUUCGUGGGGCAUAGGAAUUCAUUUUUUUGUUUUUUUUAAAAAAUAUAGUCCGGCCCCCCACAUGGUCUGAGGGAUGGUGGACUGGCCCAUGGCUGAAAUAGGUUAGUGAUCCCUGUCAUAGGGCUUUGGAUGCCGAGGUAGCUAUCUUGCCCCACCGCUCCUGGACUGCAGCUUUAUUAAAGUACUUAUAGAUCCUUUUAUACCCCCCUUAUUUGAGGCUCUGAAACCAAAUUUAAAUGCUUCUUAAAAUCUAGUAGAGGAGCAACAUUUGUGAGAGCUCCCUUAACGCAUUCAGCCUGGCCAGGCAAGGGCAAAAAUGUGCAGAGAAUAAGGGUGGAAUUAUGCUGACCAUGUAUUCCUGUUGGCUACCAACAGGAAUGAUUAAAAAUAAUAUUUAUUUCAUGAAUAUUUGGGAGAAGUUAUUUUAAUUGCUGUUUGUGAAUGUUAUGUUUUUACAAACCUUUUAACCUAUUAGCUUGUAUAAAAACACCACCAACAACACCACCACAAAUCUGCUGCUUGAUUACUGGACAAGCAACUUUUUGAGUCGAUUAAAAUUUCCCAGCUGCGUCGCGUCUCAAAACUCCUGUUUUUCUGGAAUCUCACUGAGGAAUCCCACUCCUAGGUUUUUUCCAGAGCGCUACGUUUGUCGUGGAGGGCAAGGCUCCGUUUUAAGUCGAAUUAAAAGUUGAAAAACCGAUUUGUCGAACCCAGUAGCCGCCUGAUCACCCCCCCCCCCUUCUGUCCCCUUGUCAGCAGGAGGCCUGAGGCGCCUGGCAGGAAGGAUUUCCCUUGGGAGCCGCUCUGAGGCGCGGUCGACUCGCCUCUCCUUCCCCCGGGGGCCCUUCGGCCGCCCGAGCGAGCGCGCCUCCUCACUCCGCUCCGUCCGUCCGUCCGUCCGAGCAGGCGGGCGGGCUGGAGGCGGGGAAGAGGCUGGCCGGGCCGGGCGGCUGCCCGCCACGCCCGCCGGGUCAGGAGGAGGCUGUCAGUGGCCCGUGGCCAUUGCGGUAGGGAGGCGGCGCGGGGCGUGUGCGGCGGAGAGAGGAGCGGAGCGGAGCGAGGCACAACUCCAAGGCGGCCGAGAUGUUGCGCUACAGCUCGGGCUUGACCCUCACCACCACCACGCCGAAGAAGCCCGACGGACAGGGCGGCCCUGCUCAGAGAAAGGUGAGCGGGGACGGGGCAACGAAACAGCGCACGGCGAUGAAGGAAGCUCCCCUCAGGCGCAGAGAGGGAGACCCCAAAGCGGCGGCCCCGAGCGGGUCUCUGCGAGGUGUCGGAGGCAGGGGCGCAACUUACCUCAGGAACAGGAGGCGCAUGCGCGAAGCGAGUUCCCUCAGGGGCGAAAAAAGGCGGGAAGGGCGUCGAGGCGAAACCUCGGGGGAAAUGGGAGCCGCCUCAGCCGCUGAUCCCCGCAUGCCUUCCUUAGCGCUGUUUUGGGCUUGGAUGCCUUGAAGGCAGGACCCCUGCCCUCGAGGGGUUGCUGCACUCCAACGCCCAUCAGCCCUACCCAGUAUGGCUCAUGGGGUGGUGGGGUCCAGCAACAUCUGGAGGGCUACAGGUUGAGGAAGGGCAGGCCAAGGUGGUUUUGUUCUGUACCCCUUACCUGUGCCAAGAUGCCCUUGCUCCAUAAAAGGGAUAAUCUUGCUUUACCAUAGAAUCAUAGAAUGGUAUGGUACGGUAAAAGGUAAAUGACCCCAGGAUGGUUAAGUCCAGUCAAAGGCGACUAUGGGGUGCAGCACUCAUCUCACUUUUGGGCUGAGGGAGCCGGUGUUUGUCCGCAGACAGCUUUCCGGGUAAUGUGGCCAGCAGGACUAAGCCGCUUUUGGUGCAACGGGACACUGUGACGAGUGCCAGGAAAUACUGUUUACCUUUCCACCACAGUGGUACCUAUUUUUCUACUUGCACUUGUGUGCUUUUGAACUGCUAGGUUGGCAGAAGCUGGGGCAGAGCAGUGGGGAGCUCACCACCAUCGUACAGAUUCGAACUGUUGACUUUCCGAUCGGCCGGCCCAAGAGGUUCAGUGGUUUAGACAACAGCGCCAGGGACCACAAGGGUCAUCUAGUCCAACCCCCUGAAACACAGCAAUAUUUUGUCCAAUGUGGGGCUAGAACCCACAAGUCUGAGAUUAAGCGUCUCUUGCUCUACGGAUUGAAUUAUCCUGCGUCAUACUUACUUUCAAAAAAAAGAAAAGAAGUAGUAGGAUGUUUUGGUCCCUCACAACAGCUUUAAGAUGGAAAUAUGGAUAUUGGUGUAUAAUAUGUUAUGCCUUUUGUGGAGAAAGUGGAUACAGACAAGCUUCCCCCUCUCUUUCAAGACGCACCUUGUCUCAGAUGGCACAAACCAGACUCUGGCUUCUUUUUGUUUCCAGGGUUGAGCAGUGGGAGGAGCGUCUUAGGACUUCUGAGGAGCUGGCCCCAGAACUCUGCUGUUUCACAUUAAACGGUCUAUAGCUUGUUUUAAACUGUAUUUUAUAUGACAUGCAAAGCAGGACACUGUCACAGGGCGUGCUGAUGGUCUGUGGCUCAGGUGGCUUUGAAGGGCAAUUUGACAAACUCACAGAGGCCUAGGAGGAAAUGCCUAUUUUAUUUAUUUAUUUAUUUAUAGAAAUAUUUACCGUAUAUACCACUAUGUGAAAAACCAAAACAAAGCCCAAAGUGGUUUACAGCAGUAAAACAAAACCAUACAAUAAAAACCACAUUAAAACGUUAAAAACAGAGAUCAAUUAGCCAUUGUGGAGAGAGGCAUUCUUAACUGUUUGUGUAGGCCUGGGGGAACAGAAAAGUUUUCAGUAGGUGUUUAGAAGUUGGCACAGAAGGUGUCUGCUGAAUCUCUCUUGUAGAGUGUACCACAGGAUUGGGCCCGUGAUACCAAAGGCUUGAUUUCUCUUCUUGCCAACUGAGCCUUGACAACGAUGCUCCUGCAGGUGAUCUCAAUGAUCGAGCUGGGAUAUAAGGGUUCAGGUGAUCCCUGAGGUAACCUGGACCUAAGUUGUUUAGGGCUUUGUAAAUUAAUAAUAGAUGGAUGACCUUUUGGAGCCUCCAAACUUGAAGCAGUCUACUACAGAUUACCAAAUACAAGGGAGCAACAGUGGGGGAGCAUUGUUGUCUUCAUGCUGUGCUGGUGGGUUUCCUUGAGGCAUCGGGUUGGCUGUUGUAGGAAGCAGGAUGCUGGACAAGACUGCUGGAUUCACCAUGGUCUCAUCCAUCAUGUCUGUUUCUGAGCAUGUGCAGAUUGCUCUGCCUUCUUCCGAAAGGUGUCAUUUUAAAGAAAUAACAAUGAAAACAUCAAACUCAGAAUUUCGCAUUCUCUCUCUACAUUUAUUCUGGCAAAGAAACAAAAUAAUAGCCAUUCCUGUAAAAUUCUGGCUUGUUGGCAACCUCCCCUAAAAUGUAGAAGGUGUAAAAUAUGUGUUUGUAGAGAAAGUAAUUUACUAUGGUUGGCAUGGGUGUAUCAUUGAAGAGGAUUAACCUCAAAGGUCAGCAUAUAUCUAAGGAAGUAUACAUGAAUGCAUGUGAGUUGGCUUGAGAAACCUGCUAAGUGGCUGCACUCCAGGAUCUCUUGCAGCAUCACUGAAGAUGUUUGGAUUUGAGAGUCUGAUUCUGUGCUGUUUUGUUUGUGCACCUCCAAAGUGUUGCUUUGAGCAGCUGAUGUGGUUGGGCCAACCUGGUGCCAUGCAAAUAUUUUAUUAAUCUGUACUGUAGAGGAUUAUGUGCUGGACUUUGGUAGGGGAGACCUAUGCUGGAAUCCCUGUUUAUUGAUGAAGCUCACUGGGUGCCCUUGGGCCAGUUGUGUGCUUUCUCACUUUUACCUAUCUCAGAGGAUUGGUGUGAAGAUAACAUGUGCUCUCCAUCUUAGGCCCUUUGGUGGAAAAAUUGAUUUAAAAAGUAAUAAUGAAAAGGAUCUGAGUACUGUAGUUACAUUUUUAGUUCCACCCUGAAAGGCAUGAACCCAGUGUCACUAGUAGCCAUUGAUUGAAAUUUCCUUUAUGUAAUUUUCUAAGCCCAUUUUCAAGUUGUCUAAGGCUGUGAACACAUGACUGCUUUCUCUGGCUCCAGUGUGCUCCCAAUGCUAAUGUUUGAAUCUGAGUACGUAUGACAUUAGUCACAAUGCAUAGGCUUCGUAUAAUUUGUUGAGAAAUAUUGCUGUUUGAUACAUUUUCCCUCAAACCAACUUCCAUCUGAUUUGAAAAUGUAAACUCCAGUUAGGAUGAGGUGUGUACAUUUCAGACAUCCAUUGCACAUGCGCAGAUGACAGCACAUGCACAGAUUAUGGCUUUACUGAAUAGGAGUUUGGGGUGUGUGUGUGUGUAAGUAACAAAACAGGUAAUGGUGUGUUCUGCAAGUAAAAAUGCAACUUGAAAUGCAGCAAGGGGGAACAACUUUGCUGCAUUUUAAGGUCAAAUGUAAACAUAGCCUAAACCAGUGACCCAUCUUGCAGUGAUAAAUUCCACCACACAUGUCUUAAACUGCAUGUCUCUUUUACUGUCUUGGUUAAAGAAUUUGGAGGGCUGCCUUUAGCCUUCUGAGAGAAGUUACCCAAAACACACCUGUUCAGUAAAGCAAAUGUAAAAUAAAUUGUUAGUUAAAAGUACUUUGACUAUUGUAAAUUUUCUCCAGAGUUACUCAUUCCUCCAUUAUGCAUCCAUACUUCUGGAUUCAUAUCAAGGUAACCUGGCCACAGCUGCAAUCCUAUUCCCCACCCCCACUCCGCCCCUGACUUAAUGUGACUAGAAAUGCAGAAGUGUUGGGUUCACAGCACAUUUUUAAACCUCAUUGGAUUUAAUUUGUACCUGUAUACUUGAGAAUGUGUGCUUAUGAUGUGUGCUGGGUACAACACAUUUGUUUUGUUGAAGCAUCAGUUUAUUAUUUUUAGUGUGGUCCAAAAUACGUACAGUAUUUUCCUGAGUCUGAAGAGAAGUUGGUUGUAAGAUUGAUAUUAACAGAGAAUGGUCAGCAUAGAGGCAUUAGAUUUAGCUACUAAGAGCUUGGGUCCUUCACCAAGAAUGUUGUUAUUCAUACAUAUUAUGGUUUUUUUUAAGUGUGUACCUAAGAAGUUUGAAGUGGAAACAAGCAGGAACUAGAGGGAUAAAACUUGUGUUGGCAUAAAAGUGUAUCAUGUGUUUGCACACUCAGGAAUCUAGGCUUGGUUGUAGCUCUUUGUGAAGUGUGCUUCCAGAAAUAAACCCAGGUUUGCUGCUGCUUAAUGAAUGAAAAGGCCCGAAAGGAAUGAGGUAACAAGGAUGAUGUUGCUGCUAUCUUGGAUACUGGCAAUUAUCACUUCGAAACAUUAACUAAAACUAUGUAAAUUAUUUCUGAAAUGUUUCAUAAACCAGAUUAAGAUCUUGACUCUUUAAUGCUGUGUUAAAACACUGGUAGAUCUAAUGAAAGGGCUGUUAAAACAGUCAUCCUCCUCUAAAUAGCUUUUCCACUAAUUUGAUAGUGUAGGCUGCUAUCAUUCCAGGAUGCACAUUCUUUGUAUGCUGUAGGGGACAGAAAACUGAGAUCAGCUGAUAACACUUGCUAUUACAAAGCCAUUAUUAUGUUUUGGAACACUUGCUAUCUCUAUUCAUGUAGCAAAGCAACACUCAUAGGUUCAAUUUUAAUAAAAAUAGUGGAAUGUUAACACGUCUCAUGCAGUAACAUAAUGUCAAGCAAAAUUUGAUCCCAAGAAGCCUUAAUACUGGGGCAAGAAAACUCAGACCUAGGGGCCAAAUGUGGCCCUUCAGGCCUUCCAAUCCGGCUCUUGCAAUUCUUUCUCCUCUACAUUAUCUCUUUAUUCACAGCCCCUCUCUCCAGUCCACACCACUCAAUGGCCCUACUUUGCGCUGCCCUAUAAUGUCUUUGCCUGGAAUAUGUCCUUGAACUCUCAAAAUGUCUCUUGCUUAUUUGGAUGGAGGACAGAGUGAGCUUUGUGAAUGUAUGUGGAAACUACCUUACAGUACAGUGGUAAAAUUUCCAUUCAUUGCUCUUCCCGCUUUUGCUUCUGGUCUCACCCACCACUGGCAUGUUGCCCCUGGGAGACUGUCUAGAUUUAGCUGUCAGUAUGAAAAAGUUCCUUCACCCCUAUCUUAACGUGUUAUUUUAUGCCAUCUGUAAAUAUUACAGCAGGGGUCAGCAAACUUUUUCAGCAGGGGGCCGGUCCACUCUCCCUCAGACCUUGCGGGGGGGGGGGGGGGACAGACUAUAUUUUGAAAAAUAUAUAUGAACGAAUUCCUAUGCCCCACAAAUAACCCAGAGAUACAUUUUAAAUAAAAGGACACAUUCUACUCAUGUAAAAACACGCUGAUUCCCGGACCAUCCGCGGGCUGGAUUUAGAAGGCGAUUGGGCCGGAUCUGGGCCCCGGGCCUUAGUUUGCCUACCCAUGUGUUACAGUAUCACAAUACGUGUUCUCAGUUUAUUUUAUUGUGUCUUGAAAAAAUAUACUGAAAACCAUUUCAAAAUGUUUGCUCACCAAAAUGAAAGCAGUGAGAAACAAAGUUUUUCAGAGGAGUAAGGCUCUUCCUUCCAGCACUGCUGUGUGAUUUUUAAUGUAUUUUCUCUGGUAUACUGUUAUUAACUUUCCCCCCACCUAGUGCAGUCUCUAUUUAUAAAAGAUGAAAGACUCAUCAUUACCAACAAUGGAGGAAUGGUUAUUAAAAUUAUCAGACUUAGCUGAGAUAGCAAAAUUGACAUGUUUAAUAAGAAAAAAGUCAUUGUUAACAUUUACUAAAGACUGGAAGCCUCUCAUAGACUUUUUGCGUGAAAAAGAAAUAAUGACAUUUGGGUUUAAAGGCUGCAGUUUAUAGAAAGUAUUUUUCUCUUUCUCUGUUUUAAUCCUUCUAUCUCUCUUUCUCUCUUCUUUUUUCCUUUUCUUUUCAUCUUUUCCUCUUCUUUUCCUCUGGGUCUGUGUUUUUAUUUUACUUAGAUUAACUUUUUAGUUUGAAUAAAAGGGUAUUUGAUAAUUAUCUUUGUAUCACUCUUUAUAAAAUCUAAUAAAAUUUAUUCAAUUUUAAAAAUAAAUUUGCAAAUACCUGUUGUCCAUGAGAAUAUUGUUAUAGUAAUAAUUCCAUUUGCCAUGGAAUGAGUUUGACUUAUGGAGAAAACUGUUGCUUGUAGAUAGCCCUGCUUUUGACCCUUGUCUUUCAACAGUAUUUAAUAAUUUCUGUUAUAAAAACGUCUGUUUUUCUUGUUCCCUGAAGUAAACAAGCUAUCCCUUAGAAAGUUACUUUUCAUUCUUUUCACAAAGACAGUAAUGUUUUUAAUAUACUGAAAGAAGAGCUUUGUCUUUCUUCUAGGCAAACGUGUGUCGGCUACGCUUGACCCUGCCCCCUGAAGAAAACUCGCUUUCUCAGGAAAUUAAAAAUAAGACUGAAAGGACAAAAAAGGUAAGUUAACGAAAUUUUGCUGAUGUUUGCUUCACCCCUGUAAAUAUUAAUCCAUCUUAAAAAAAAAAUCAGAUGAGUCUGUUGGUAUGCACUGAAAAAAAGUUCUAGAAAUCUGCACUACACAUCACAGAUUUUGCAAAUGGAGUAAAUUUUGGUGGUUUACAAAAUUACCAACUGUUUUAUUGGAAGGCAUCUCCCCCCCCCCCCUUUUCCUUUUUGGGGAAAAACUAAGACCAAAGUGCAUAUCCAUAUUACUGUAUUUUUCGCCCCAUAGGACGCACCUAGUUUUUUUGGGGGGAAAUAAAGAAAAAAAAGUUUAUUUCCCCCCCAGGUGCGGGGCUGGGGCGGGGGAAGCCCGAGCUUCCCCCGACCCCAGCCCCCAGAACAGGCUGCUAUCCGCUAGCUGUGGGAGAGCCGCAUGACUUCGCGCGGCUCUCCCACGGCGAGCGGAGCGCUGCGCGAAGCCCGAAGCUUGGGGCAUGCUGAGCACAGCGCGUCCCAAGCUUCUGGGUGCCGGCAAGGUCUCCGCUAGCCGUGGGAGAGCUGCGUCUCCCACGGCUAGCGGAUAGCUUCCUGAAGCCUGGAGAAUGAGAGGGGUUGGUGCGCACCGACCCCCCUCGCUCUCCAGGCUUCAACGAAAGCCUGCAUUCACCCCAUAGGACGCCCACACAUUUCCCCUUCAUUUUUGGAGGGGAAAAAGUGCGUCCUAUAGGGCGAAAAAUACGGUCCAUUGUUCACUCUUUUUAAAAAGCAUGCAUAAGCUGGCCAACUUUAUUCUGAAGGAAAAGCAAGCAGAGCUGCAGCAGGACAUGGGAACUAGGUGGUUAUGCCAACGGAAACAGUCGGUUUUAAGGAGGAAUGUGAAGUAAGUAAGAGUUAUCUCUCUUACUUACACCUGUGUAAUGGGAGCAAUUCUAGGCAUAUGAAAGAGCAAGGGAGCGAGGGUAGUUGAUUUUAAGACCUAGGAUUCAGAACUGUUAUGGCUGUCUUAAUAGAGGGAUUUGAGUCACCGCCAGUUCAAAUGUGGUUAAAUCAUGAAUCUACUAGUGACCUUAGGGAGCUAUUGUUCUCUCCGCACCAGUCCCUGAUUAGUAAUGUGGGGAUAAUAAUUCUAUACUAUAGGACUGUUGUAAAUAUUACAGAAUGUUAAUAUGUUACAUGAGCAUGAAGUAUUAUCAUUUACACUGAUAAAUAGUAAUACAUAAAUACAACAAUCCCAAAACAUUCUACAGCAAAAUAUAAAAUCAUCAUUAUAAACAAUAUUCUGAUAAAAGCCAUCUACUUAACUGCUCAGAAAAGCCAAUCUGUGCCCCCAGCUCAGUCAGCAAUUUUUAAAUUCCCUCCCGUAUCUGUGCUGUCUCUAAACAUUAAUUAAAAGCUGUGAAUUCCACGAUUCCUCUUCAGAUGUGGCUGCAGUGCUGUGUUGUCAGACAAGUGCUGUGCUACACCUUCUGUUGGUGAUGCUGUUGGCCAGUUGACAGCUGUAAAUCCUCAGAGUUUUCAGUUAGGGCCCUGACCAGUGUUAGUACUGUAGCAUAAAUUUUCAGUCAGCAUCUUCUGACUUUUUGGGCACAACUAAUUGCAACUCAGAAAAUAUGUAAUUAGGAUCUUGGUAAUUAGGAUUUCCUGUGGGAGCCCCGAUUGGAUCUGGGGGAGGUUUUUGGUUCCUACCCCUACUUUUAUUCCUUGUGGUGCUUUCUUGGUUUAAAUCCUCUCCAUCUGUCCUUUGCCCCAUGGGAAGAAACAUGCAGGUGUCCAUAUGCACCUGUAUGCAUUUCCCUGCAAUGAAAAAAAUAGUAGCUGGAGGGGUGUAAUUGAAACUGGGGUGCUUGAAGGAAAGAGUUAAUCCUACACUCAUAGAUCCAGUGUGGGAACUUGCGUAUAAGAACUUUUAUAUGCAGAAAUGGGUAUGGUGCUGAAUGUGCAAGGCACAGGUGAUACUCUUCUCUCCCUGCCCCCAUGGCCUUCAUUGCAAAGUGAGGCUCACAAAGAGGUGAAGCAACGUCAAAAGCUUAGUAAUAGCUCUAUUAUCAUCACACCCACAAUUUCACGAGGCCAUAUGGAAAUAGCUGUGCUCUAUAAAUGCCAAGGUAGGUUUUGAAAUGGGGCUGGGCUUCAUUCUUUUGAGGCACAGUGUCAGGCUGGUGGUUCAGUGGCACCAACUGGAUGACCCUGCCAAACAACUGUUGUAAGCUGAUCAGCACAUUUUAUUUAACCAUUACAUGCCUCAUUGUCUUUAUGACUAAAUGUGUUUUGUGAGAUGCCAGAGUUGUCUGUGAUGGAAGACAGCCUUGCAAAUAAGUUCACAGAAACUGCUAGCUCAGAUAAAACAAUGACUAGCUUGUCUGUCCAUGUAAAUGUGUUACAACAACAGCCAGAACAAAAAAGAACCAGCUUUCUUUCUCUAUGCUUGUCACCAAUUCUUAUUUGCCAUGGGCAAGAAGUUACUAAAAAGCCACACCGGCCAAGCUAAAUGUGAUGAGGCAGCAACAUUGUUAUCCACUAGUCUGUCCUGUGAACAUAUGAAGGGUUUAUGUGUCGUUUGCUUUUAACAUGAAAUUGAAUGUGUGGGAGGUAGAGCCAUAGCUGGUGGAGGGGGGGGCUAGCCAUAUUUUUUGCCCCAGGUGAAGCCUCGAUAGCGGCGUCAUUGAGGCUCCGAGCCUGUAUCUAUGUGUAUGCAAGUGUGUGUGGUGUGUGUGUGUUUGUGCACGCGCGCCAAGCUAGAUCUUUGACCUGGGUGAAACUUGCCCCCGCCCUUGUCUUACCUUUUUGUGCUCAGUUGCAUCUAGGAAUAUUCUCACUGGUCUUCUCCCCAAUAUUUGGAUGUGUCUUUAUAUUUUAUAUAUGUUGUGAGGCACUUUGUAGAGCAUGGUUCUUUAAAAAAUGAAUUGAAAAUCUUGUUAAUUAAUAACCCAUUUCUGGGGAUGCUGCUAAGCUGGAAGAACAUCUGUGAUUUUUAAUAAAGGGUGGUUUAAAUAUAAAAUGAAUAAGAUUGCUUUGAGUAGCAGAGUGCUAAGGAAGGAAAGGGGGAAGGUUUUGUUCCAUUUCAUGCGUUGGGGACGGGACAGGACACUAAUUUCUGUUUCUGGGAGAAAAGCAAUAGAGAGGUAACAAAAAGGGCAGAGAAAGAUGGCAUUUUUUUAUGUAUGCUUAGUGUGACAUUGCUAAGGAAAGUGCAUUGGCAGUUACCAGCGCAUAAAAAGAUAUACCUUUGCUCUGCUUAAUAUCUGCUCUGGAAGGAUUUAGUUUUUUAAUAAGGCAAGGCUGGGAAGCUUCCUCUAAAACCUGUUUCAGUUAUUGCCAAGUACAUGUUCACAAAUGUUCUAAAGCUUAUAUGCCUCAUUUUGAACAGUAUUUUUCAAAGCUUGUGGCUUGAAAGCUAACCCUCUUCCAUUGAUAAGCUUUUUGUAUGUCAGUGAUUGUAAGCAUAGAACAAGGCUUUUGCGUAUUUUUCCAAGCUGCAGCUCAGCUGCCUUUAUAUUUGUAGGUAUCUGAAAACUCUGUUUGUGAUGUGGCAUUGUGUCUAUAAGAGUGAUAAAGAAAAAUGUUAACUUUGGAUGUGGAUUUUCCUUUCUUGCUUCUUUGGCUCCGGGCCAGCAUGAUUUUUAAAAUGUAGAUGUAAGCUAACAGGCAUGGUUGGAAAGCUUUCACAAUGGCCCUUAUGGACUACUGGCUGUAUUUGCAUAUAAACCAUGGUUUCUUUUAGCCAUGGUUUAUUCAAUAACCUAUAAGUCAUCUCAUAGGCAAACUGGUUUGUUUCAACAACAAGAACAACAACAACAAUACCCCAUUCAUCUGGCUAGGUUUCCCCAGCCAUUCUGGGCGGCUUAGAGCAUAUCUAAAAACAUAAAACAUCAAGUGUUAAAAACCUCCUGAAACAGGGCUACCUUCAGAUGUCUUCUAAAAGUUGUUUAAUUCUUUAUCUCCUUGACAUCUGAAGGGAGCUUGACAGUUCCACAGGGAGGGCGCCACUACCAAGAAGGCCAUCUGCCUGGUUUUCCAGCUACUGAUGUCUCAUGCUUUUGUAACUUGGUGAGUGUCUGAGAUGAGGUGGACAAACAAGCCAUGGUUAAGGAAUGCUGUUGGGUUCGGAAACAAACCACAUUUUGUUAAUGUUAAAACUAACCACAUUUUGGCUUAACAAACCAUGGGUUAGCAUUAUGUGUGAACCAGGAGACUGUCAAACAUUUAGCAGUCAGGGCAGCAGUAAAAGUCCUCUGAGGGAUCAGUAACUAGUUUAAAACAUACAAAAGGGGAAAGGAUCAGUGUUGGCCCAUUGGAAAAACUCGCAAAUCCACAUUUGGGCAAUACCUUUAUUAAAUCAAUCAAAACGUUACAGAAAAGUUUGCAAGUUUCAAGUUUUCCAGAACUCUUAAUCAGCCUAGAUGGUAAACAAAAUGUGGGGAGGGGAGAGAAGAGAAGAAAUGGCAGAUGUUGCAAGAACAGGAAGUGCAGGAUAGGAAUAAACAGGCACAUUUCACAAUGGAGGGAAGUAAACAGCAGAGUUCCCAUGGGAUCUUUGUGCUAAGGCCAGUGCUAUUCAACUUAGAAAUGAUCUAAAGUCAGGAUUGUAGUGAGGUAGCCAUUGUGCUGGGCUGAAUAUCUUCAGUUUUCACCAACUUCUUUGGAAAGAGAAGGGACCUGUAGUACAAUCUUAUACAUGUCUACUCAAUAGUAAGUCCUAUUGGGCAGAAUCCAAGUAGAUAGAUCUGGUAGCACAUUGAUUUUCUUGCACAAUGGCACUUCCCCUUCCUCUCCUCUUCAUGUUUCCCCCACCUCUCCAGAUCCCCUCCGGAGGGUUGGAAUAACCCCCAGAACAGAUAUAGGGGCUAUGGGGAGAGGAGGGGAAACUGAAGUUUCCUUUGCAUAACCAAAUGUCAUUGUGCAAGCAAUGGGUACCCCUCAAAGGGGUACUACCUUUGAGUUCAAUGACUUACUCCAAGGUUAUUGCCUAUAAGGAUUGCAGCUUUAAGGAGGAUAAAUGACAGUCUACUGAACUUUUGCAAAACCUAGGGUUUCGACAUGGAAAAGUAUGAUUUCUAAGGUGCGCUGUGCAAGAAAUAUGUCUGUGUUUGAUUUAGCACACACAUCCUUGGAAGUUAUUUCCUGACAGAUUUCCCCCCGUUUGUUACUCCCUGUCAUUGUUCAAAACUCCCAUUGUUCUAGUUGCAUUUUGCAACAGGGAAUUUCAUUAGCGUGAGCAGUUUCUGAGCUCUGAGUGCAGUACUGCGCCUAAGAUUUCAGAUUAAAACUGCAGAGUGGAAGGAGCUUACUUUAGCCAAUCAGAAGCCGUGCUUUGGUUUCCAAACCUUUUGGAAGUUGAACGGACUUCCAGAAGGGAUUCUGUUCGACUUCCGAGGUACGACUGUAGAAGGUGAAAACUCUUCAUGACAGUAAAGUGAUACCUUGGUUUAGGAACAGCUUAGUUUAUGAACAACUUGGAUUAAGAACGCUGCAAACCCGGAAGUAGGUGUUUUGGUUUGUGAACUUUGCCUUGGAAUAAGAACAUGUUUUGCUUCCUGUUGAGUGUGUUCCAUUUGUAAAUUGAGUCCCCCGCUGCUAUGGGAAAGCACACCUUGGUUUAAGAAUGCUUUGGUUUAAGAACGGAUUAAGUUCAUAAACCAAGGUAAAGGGACCUCUGACCAUUAGGUCCAGUUGUGGCUGACUCUGGGGUUGCGGCACUCAUCUCGCUUUUUUGGCCGAGGGAGCCGGCGUACAGCUUCCGGGUCAUGUGGCCAGCAUGACUAAACUGCUUCUGGCGAACCAGAGCAGCGCACGGAAACGCCGUUUACCUUCCCGCCGGAGCGGUACCUAUUUAUCUACUUGCACUUUGACGUGCUUUCGAACUGCUAGGUUGGCAGGAGCAGGGACUGAGCAACGAGAGCUCACCCCAUCAUGGGGAUUCGAACCGCCGACCUUCUGAUUGGCAAGUCCUAGGCUCUGUGGUUUAACCCACAGCGCCACCCGUGUCCCUUUAAACCAACGUACCACUGUACUAAUAUAGAGCAUCCCCCCCCCCCCAUUUUGUGCACGUGGGGAGAAUGCGAUACUUAGAAUUCUGCCAGAACUUCUUGUUCUGUGUGCAGUCUUCAAGUCCUUGGAAGAGUACAUACUUCUAAAACAGUUGUUCCCAGUUCAAACUACUUUGCUCUUUGGUAUUUCACAGAAAUAAUUCUUGGAUGUUUCAAUGUGAAUAAUGAGGGUUGGGGAGUGGCUGAUACCAAAGCAACAAAGGAAAUAUUUAACCCAGGAAAUGAAAAACUGUUUUUCAGUGUGGCGACACACCCAUUUCAAAUUGCAUAUGCUUGCUCCCCCUCCUUUCAAAACAAAACAAUGUAUUUUUAUUGAUGAGUCAGAAUUCUGAGGCAGUCUGGUCAUACACAUGUAUUACAACGUGACUUUAUGUAAUUAUUUGACACUUUAGGCUUUAUACUUAAAUUGGUUUUAAAAUGCCUCUGUGGAUGUGAACCAUUUAGCGCAAGGGCUUCAAGAAGUUACUGGUUAUUUAGAUAGAUGAUCAGUACCAAGCUUAAUUGACCUUUGUAGUCGCCAUCUCUAUUUUUCAUGGGAUUUUCGGAACCCUAAAAAUAGAAUUCUAAAAGCAUUUACUUGAAAAUAUACACAUAACUAUUCUUAAUUGAGUUCACAAUGGUGAAGGAAAGCAUCUAGUAUUUGGGAAUUGUUAGCUGCUCCAGAUUUGUUAAAAUAUUUUGAAAUUCAGAGUGACUGUAACACAAGUCUGUUUAUUUUUAUAUAGCAACUCUACCAGGUUCCCAAUGGAUUGUCUGCAGGGAACUUAUCGCACGGUGUGGUGUAUGGUGUGGUGCGUAGAUCUGAUGAUAAUCAUAACAAAGAAAUGGUGGUUUAUGGAUGGUCAACUCAACAGCUGAAAGAAGAAAUGAAAUAUAUAAGAGAUGUGAGUUGAAUUUUCUGUACAGGAUGCUGUUCAUUAAAAAUAAAAAUAGGAUUCUGCUGUAUUGGAUUUAGUUGGUUAUCACUAGUGCUUUUUUCUAAAAAAAUGUUUAGGGGUACUCUCAUUUUCCUACUUAUAUUGAAAUACUGCCCCUCAAUGAGACCAAACUUAUAUUCACAACAUGUUUAGGGGUAUGCAUCUCCCCUGCAUCCCCCCAGAAAAAAAGCACUGGCUAUCACUAUAAAUAGAUCAAUAUGUUUGGGCUGUGGAAAUGAUAAUCUACACAGAAUUGGAAGCAAGAUUCAAUAUUUUGAUUUAUAUAUUUUAUUUUAUUUUCUUAGGUAAGAUUAACAUUGGAAAAAGUAAGAAAGAAAAUGUAUGGCGAAUAUGAUGAAAUGAAACGCAAAAUCCAAGAGCUUACAAAUGAACUGGCAGUAAGUACUCAUGUACUUUAAAGGUGGCAAAAGUGAUAAGCUUAAUAAUUACUGAAUUCUCAGUACGUUGAUACUGUUUAGGGUGGAAUGAAUAAGAGUAUUUUAUUCCCAUCAAAAUUGGAUACAACAUUGGUCUGAUGCUCAAAGAUGGUUACGUUUAUAAAACAUGAAUAAGUCAGAAGCAAGGACUACUUCCACAACCAGUGUGUCUCUGCCUAAUGUAGCUACUGUUCCUUCACUCUUUUUAGCUUAGCGUGGAAAUACAGGCUAUAGGGUGCUUUCAUGCUUCCAUUUUCUUUGUCCUCCCCGGUUAAUCCACCCUUUAAAAUCUGUCUGUGUUUCUCUGGUUCUCUGUCCUGCAUAUGUCUCCAAAGUACACCCUGUUGGCCUAGCUGCCACUAGUUAGUAAGCUUUUUGUGGAAUAAUUCACAUAUUUAUGGAGGAGUGCCUCCAGUCCAUGCACAUUUCAUCUAGACAUGGCUCUCAUUGGAUGUAGGCAAGUCUAGAUCUUUCAUCUUACUUGGCAUUGUUUGUAUUACUGUGGGGUUUUCUGGUAGUGUGUUUUUGUGAUCAAAAUUACGCAUGCUGGUCAGUGUGCUGUAUCCCUCUCUCAGAUUUUGCUGCUGUAUGCAAUAUCCUCCCUUCUGUUUCAGUGAAGCAGAUCUCUACAUUCACUCUUGUCUUGGAUUUGUCGUUUUUUCCCUUCAAAGCAUUAAGCACAGGCCACCUGGAUUCCUUAUAUAGUCUCUCUCUAUACAUCUAUGCUAGUAUAUAUCUGGCUGCAAUGUCAGUAUAGUGCCAUUUUGUAUUUUGCCCUGAAGAUAUUCUGGGUCAGGUGCUUAAUGCACCUUGUGAUCAAUAUUUUAACAUCUGUAAAUUGUGGGGCAUUUUUACAGGAAUAUUAUAAAAAUAGAUAUUUGGGCCGCAAUACAGAGAGCAGUAUUAAGUGCAAAUAUUGUUUGAAUGUGACCUCUAGGACAGCCACCCACUAAUGCAUUAUUACACAUCAUUUCUGAAGCUUUGUAAGUUUCAAGUGUCUUUUGCCAUACAACAUGGGAUACUGUUCUGCAGGAACCACGAAGUCAAAGAUGAUUCAUGCCUUUGGCGCUUCUUUUGAGGAAGGUGCAUUGGGACAGCUUUAGUGGACUCUUAACGGCAGCCAGGACAUAUUUCAUUGCCAAGCAUAGAACACAACUUUACUUGCCCUUGCAAAAGUGUGAACUGUGACAAGUAAUGAUGGAGCACAUGUAUUUCCAUAGAUGCCUGUAAAACACAUUGUAUAAACAGGUAACCUUAAUACAAAACAACUGGUAAGCUUGCAGUUCCUGCUAUCUUAAGUUAAGGGGAAAAUCUUGCUUAUAUUUCUCCAGGUAUCAAGUGCACAACAAGAAUCAUUGGACAAUCACAUAGAAGUGCACUCUGCAGCUCUGAAUAGCUUCAGUGAAAUGAAUAACUCGUUGACCUCAGCCUCAAUUGAGUUGCAGGUAAAUUGCUGAUAGUAUGGUCACCAUAGAUACAUGAUUAUGUUGGCAAACAUCACUGCUCUUGCGUCAGUUGUAUAAAGCAUCGGUAGGCCAAAAUAACAAUUAGUUAAGCAUUUAGAGCUAGGACUCUGUUCGUUUAAAUAUCCAGUGGUAGAAAAGCAUUGUGAAUUAAAGCACAUAACUUACAUUUUAGAGUUAAGUGCUUACGUCAUUUUCUGCAAGAUAAAUUAAUAUAAAAUGCAGUGGGCCCACAACUUAAGUUUGCUUUACUUAUGCUACUGCAACCUUAUGUGUGGGUGUGAGGGUGGGGGAUAAAUAAAUAAAUGAAGAGCAGGGGAAACUCGAUGUUCGCUGCUAUCCAUUUAUUUAUUUCUCCACCCACUUGCACACCCAAUGGCUUUUCCUUGCUUACAGGGAUCUGAGAAGCUUGCAGGAGGGUCCUGGGAAGCUGUCAAAGCCCAUGUGCCUCCUUCCUAGAGCCUGAUGAGCAGCUUUCCACCUCAUUUAUCAGGCUUUGGUAAGGAGGCGCGAGGGCUUUGGGAACCUCCCUCGCACCUCUGAGCCUGGGCUGUUUGAGGACUUUGGGAGUGUCCCAGAGUGCUCUGGAAGCUUUUCCAGAGCCCAGUAAGCAGUCCUCUGCCUCCCAGGGAGGCAGUUUAAGGGGUUCCUGACUUUGUACAAUAUUGCCUUUGCAUGUUGACCCCGGGAGCUUAACCCUCGUGUAAGUGGUGAGCCCACUGUGUUAAAGUAUUGUGUUGUAAUGUAUUGUAUUGUGUUGUAAUGUGUUGUGUUUUGGUCUUAAAGCCAGCAUUUCAUGCUUGGUAGUCUGUUAUUUCACAGUAAUCUAUAAUGCUUCUUGGUUUAUUUUUGGAUGGAUUUGCACCAGAAGAUUCUCCUCUCCUCAUCACCAUUCCCUAUUCACUAGUAAUCCUAGGGCAGGGGUGGAGAAAUUUUAUUGGAUUCCCCCACUUUCUGUGGGCAUAGUUUGACAAGUGGAUAGGGACCACAUACCUUUCAAUCUCCUGAUAUCAAAAUGACAUCAGAGAACCCUUUUUGUUGAGAGGGUUUGAAACCAAACCAUAUGGGCAAAUGCACAGUAUUCAAAGCCCCUAUCAAAGGAUUCUGCAAGUCUUGAGGAGUGCUUUGUAAGGAGUGUUCCAAACUGGUGGGUAGGGCUAGGGGAUUUAUCAAUACAUCGCACAAAACCAGUUUGAAGUCUUUAUUGUGGUAACAAUUUUGGAAUUUCUGACCCAGCAAAAAAUCGUGAAUGCCAGCACCAUGCGUUUCACUCCUGUGCGUCACCAGUGUUUUGCUGAAGGUCCCUCCCAAGAUGCUUGAGUGGGUCUGGGGGUGGCAGCUGUGCCUGCGCCCACCUCUUGCGUGUGCUCACUCACUCACCCACCUGCCUGCCCGCAGCGGCAAGAGCACAUGGCAAGCAGCAGUGGCUUCUCUUCCUUGCUUCUGAAGCUGUGUGCUUGGUACGUGCUGGUGGCUGUGAUUGCUGUGAUUGCUGCACCUUAGCACUAAGGCAGAAUGGAGCUGCCUCUGGCUCCUUGCAUGGCACAAGCCAAUGCUCUGGAGGGUGACUCCCAGUAGCUGCCGCUUGUCCGGCAGCAGGCAACCAUCAAUAUGAGCCAGAGCUGGCGGCAGGUCCGGACCAGCUUUGGGGAGAGGCUGUGCCGCCAAUGGCCUCGGUUUCAGGGAGGCUGGUGCCCCAGGAGGCCAGCAGUGCCCUGUGGCUACUCGGCAUGUAUGGCACCUUGCAGCACCCUGACAGUUACACUCUGCCUGCCUAACCUUGCCAUGAAGUGGCAGAACCUGUGAACAGUGUCACUGAUCACCUGUGUGGCUGCCUACGAAGGGCUGCCUACUGAGUUAGUUCAAACCGCUUUGAAGUUCACAUCCAGGAAUUAACGCUGGCUGCUUGCUUUUCCCUUCCCUGCCUUAUCUCCUCAUUCUUCCUUCUUUCUAGACAUCAUGAUAUAUCACUACAUCAUGAUGUUUAGCUGGCGAUAUCUUAUGAGGUUGAAAACCAGAUAUUGCCCAGCCCUGCUGGUGUGUGGUGCUUGCAAACACCUUUAGGCUGAGCCAGGGCUUCACUUGCUUCAAACCUGACGUCAUAUAUGACAUCAAACCUAGGUCAGAGGGGUAUGGCUUGGCCAAAAUGGUUUUGCUGGCCAAAUGGAGAGGCUGAAGGUUCUCCACCCAUGCUCUCAGAAAUCUUACAUAGAACUGGGUCCUACAAAUAAUCUGUUGUAUUUGUGGGUCUCUUGUACAGCACAAACUUGGUAAGGCUGAUCUUAAAGUUUGUUCAAUAUGUCUGGUCCUUGCAUCCCUCUCAAAGGAGUAAUGGGGGGUCGGGAGGGAAUGCUGGGAGAAAAAAACAGGAAGCUUUUUUUUCAAGUUUCCCCAGUUUUUCAAGCAACUGAAUUAAUUUUGUAUUUUAAAAAAUAUUUUCACAGAAAACUUUAGUUGAUGUUACUUUGGAGAAUACAGUUAUACGAGACCAAAUAAAAAAUCUGAAACAAACACAUGAACAGUCUAUGGAAAAACUGAAGGAAAAGCAGAAACAGCUGGAAACUGCCAGAGUUGAAAACGAGCUGCUCAAACUCAAGGUAAGCUGAGGCAAUACAGUGCAUGGGUGGUGGAGGAUCCUACUGCUGAUGACGCCUGGAAAAGGAAAUUGCAGUGCCUCACAGCAUGAGGAACGUGAUAAUCUUUUCAAAACAGUGACUGGUUGGAAAGGCAGUAUCUGUGGAAUGUUAUAUCAUUACUCAUUUAUUGACACAGAAUUCAGGAUGUGUUUACCUCAAAACUUGCCCAUUCUCCUGCCCCUUGUUUUUGUUGGUAGUGUUCAUGAAUUUUAGUUGCAACUCUGUUUUCUAUUAUGAUGGGGAACAGCUGUGUAGGCUGCGAAAGCGGAGAGUGAAAGCCUAGUAUAUAUAGUCUUGGUAUUUGUAAGCUGGUCUGGGAGCCUUUUUUCUGCCGAAAAGUAAGAUAAAAUGUAAUAUAUAUAUGGUGCCAGUCCCAUUGAAGUGACCAGGAGCUGUGUUCCUGCAUAGGUCCCUUUAAUUUGAAAGAGGCCUGUGCCAGGCAACUCUCUGGUGGUUUCAGGAUUGUGUCCCAGGUUGGAUCAUAGAAUCAUAGAUUUGGAAGGGACCCUGAGGGUCAUCUAGUCCAAUCUCCUGCAGUGCAGGAUCUCAAGUAAAGCAUCCAUGAUGGAUGGCCAACCAACCUCAGUUGAAAGGCUGGGGGGUGGAGGGGGUUUGGAUUUUCAGCUUCAGGCAUAAUAUGUCUUAGGACAACUUCUUGAGCUUCUGCUUUAUGGCAUCUGAUUUUCUUCUGCCAAUAUAUUCCUUUCGCUUUCUGUCUUACAUGUUUCAUUUGGCUGUGAGAAAUGUCCUCAUUUUUUUAAUAGGUAGAAUGUUCACAGGAAGCAAAUGCAGAAGUAAUGAGAGAGAUGACCAGAAAACUAUACAGUCAAUAUGAAGAGAAGUUACGAGAAGAAGAACAAAAACAUAAACUUGAGAAAGAAACUCUAAUAGUACGUGGGAAGCUUUUUCCUGUGUUGUGUAUUAUUGUGGUGGUGGGAGAGUCUUACGCUAAACAGAACAUGGAAACCCCAGGUUGUGAGUUUCAGCAAGCCUUUUGCUGCAUAGCUGUGCCUAGUCCAUCCACUUGUAAAGAGGAAAUGGUUUUGAUGGGUUGCCUCAAGGCUAAGUGAUGGACACAUGCUUUUUUUAUAGUUUUUGUUUUGUUUUGAUUUCAACUGAACAUGUACAUGAUAUGUACAGACUAGUUUACCAACUAGUGUAGUAGCAGGAAGCCAAGUCAUCUUCCAGUGUACACUGUGGUGUGAGGAUAUAUUGUAAAACCAAUAAAAAGGAAAAAAAUAAACCUAAAUAUUUCAGAGAAGAAAAUUGAAAUGCCUUUAGUCUUGUGCACAUUUACUUGGAAUUUAAUCCCAUUUAACGCAGCAGAACUUGUGUCCAAAUAGGGAUGGAAGGAUUUGUUAAUAUUGGUUCUCUCAGUUUCUCAUUUUUUCAAUCUUAAAAUCAAUUCUCAACAUUUUGCAGCAGUUUGCCAUUAAAAAGCCCACCUGAAAUUGUUUCAGAUUUUAGUGUGAAUUUCUCCUAAUAAACAUAUUUUUGUAUGUAGUUUGACUAAUGUACAUAUUUUUGCAAGCAGUUUCUCCUAAUUUCACUACUAUAUUCGUUUUUAUGCACACUUUCCACUGUCUUAUUGUAAAUUCUGGUUAUUUGGAGAACUAUAUCACAAAAUUUGGAUGUGCAAAUUUUGAAGGAUGUCUGCAUUUUGGUUUUCAUAUUGUCUGGGAACAUGCAAAUUUGAUAGAUUUGGCUUUAAAUGUGUGAACUGAUUUUAAUUUCUCCUUCAUCUCUACUUCCAUAUAAACAAGUACAAGAUUGGGUUAUAAUAGGUUGCUUUUAAGAUAAUUUGUUUGACUUUGCUAAGAAAAAGUAAGUUAAUAAUGUUAUUUCCAAAGUGCUUACUGUCAUUAAUCUUUCAAUGCCUGUAGUUCUAGGGUCAGAAGGAUCAAAGUGGGUGUGUUUGUUGUAGCUAUAGCUUUUCACAUAGUUGGAUUUUCUGGGAAUCAUGGGGGACUAUGUGACUGCAAAAUGAACUCUGGUAGCUGAUGCUUACUGCCCUUCAGGGGGAGAGUUGUAGACCAGUGAAGGUGCUCCUGCUUUGCAUACAGAAGGCUCCCAGGAUCAAUCCCUGGCAUCUUUAGGUAGGGCUGGGCAAGACUCUUGCUGGAAACCCUGGAGAACUACUGCUAGAAUAGGCAGUGCUGAACUAUGUGAACCAAUGGUCUGAGUCAGGAUAGAGCCGCUUCCUGUGCUCCAAGCUUUCUCCAGGGUCUGGGAGAGAAGAUUUUCAGAGUGGGGAUGAGGCUGACAAGAGAAUUGGAAGCAGAGAUAUAUUUCUGAUAGAACAUUGCUUUAGGACAUUACCCUGCUUAUUGCUGAUCCUGCCUAUUUUAACCUUUUCUUCACAGUCUGAAACAAAUAGACUACUUACAGCCAUUGAAGAUGCAAAUAAGAAGAUGAGACUUACUGAGAUGAGUUUACAAGAAAAAGACCAAAGAAUUGGCGAGCUGGAUCAGUUUAUUUUGCGCAUGGAAGAUGUAAGUGUGUACACUAAAAUUCCUCAAUACAGUAAAUUGUCUGUGUGCUUGCUUCAUCCAUUUUACAAAAAUACAAAGAUUGUUUAAGUUUCCUCAGUUGUUGUGGUACAGAGAGUAUUUCGUAUAUAAAAUAGCAAUUAGGGACAGUUGUUUUUACACUUAUUCUCCAUUUCUAUGUGCACAGAUAAUUUUUUUAAAAAUAAAUAAAUAUAGUUGUAUAUACCACUAUUUGAUUAAAUGUUAUCCAAAGCAACUUGCAGCACAUUAAUACCACCCCCAAUGCUGAGGCCCUUUGCUCCUUUGGCCAUAGUGUCAACUUUCUUCUUCCAGUAGCUGUCAGGGCAAUUGACACAGUUCCGUUGUGGCAGAGAGCGGAAGAAGCAGGCUUCCUACAUCUACUCAUUCCCUGGCCUUUGUCUGAGUCUAGACCAGACUUCCUCUUUCUGUGGCAAUUUUCUUAAGAGAGCAGGGGGGAGGCACAGCCUUCCAGUGGCCCAUAGUCCUCCGAGUUAAUGGCAGGGGGUAGAGUAGGGGGAGGAAAGUUCUGUAGCCCUCCAGAUGCUGUUGGACUCUGAGCUCCCAUCAGCUGCAGCGAGCCUGCAUGGCUAAUGGUGAGAGAUUAAAGAAGCUGGAGUCCAAGAACCUCUGCAGAGCCAUAGGUUGCCCAUCACAGGGGUUAGGGUGCCAUUCCUUUUACUUCUGCAGCCACACGGCAACUGGCUCAAUAUUGAGUUUGUUUGUUGAAAAUCACAGCCAAACAUCAAAUAUGUUUUUACAAGUGACUGCAGCAAGCCUGCUGCCCCCAUACCUCUUGUGACAUUCAUAGUACUGCUGUUGAACAAGUUGUGGCAGAUUUCCUCUUGCUUCCUUAUGUCUCCUGCCCUGCCCUUUUCUUUUCAUGGACUUUGCCCCGGGUGAAUGUCUUGCUAGUUUUGAGAUGAUGGCUAUAUCUCAAUGUGAUUUAACAAGAUUUUAUUUUGAAUUUAAUGUAAGCUAGAAAAUCUAUGAAGUAGACCUAUCUUCUCACACAUCUAAACAUUUUAUUUUAGUGAUUCAAUGCCAAACCUGUUUACUUUAUAAGACUUGCACAUUCCCAUAUGUGACCAUAUUUUUGAAAGUUUAGUUUAAUUUAUUGAUUCAGACACACACCUUUUUGUACAUACUUAUAAUAGAUAAGAUAAAGCGUUCAUACAUGCUGCUAAGCCAAACUAUGUCUUAGCAUGAAUGACAAAAGGUGUGGCCACGCAGAGACAGGAUUGCAACCACUUUGUUACUCCCCAGUUGUUUUGGUGGUGCACUAAGUUGUGGUCUGCCGUAAUGUAUUGCUUGAACCCAAGCUUGUGGUUUAGCUUUCCAGGCAAACCGUGAUUAGUAAACCAUAGGAAAGCCUUGGUUACAACUCCUGGUUGGCUAGAGCUGUCUCAAUCAUGAGCUCAGUUUUGGAGGACAUGCUCAAUCAAGCCACGUCAUAGCACCACAACAUAACUGGGAAGGAGCAAAGCAGCUGCAAUUUCCUUUCCAGGAGCCCACACAUUUGCUUGUUCAUUCUAAACCAUGGUUCUAGAUUCAGGUAGGUAGCCGUGUUGGUCUGACAUACUCAAAAUAUAUAAAAAUUGUCCAGUAGCACCUUAGAGACCAAGUAAGUUUGUUCUCGGUAUGAGCUUUCGUGUGCAUGCACACUUCAUCAGAUACACUGAAACAGAAGUCACCAGACCCUUACAUAUAGUGCGGUGGGGCUUGGUUUGAGCUAGCAUUUGGUUUGAGUUACCAUGGUUUGAGUUAGCAUUAUGUGCAAACCAGGCCAAUAUCAAAAUGAACAAAUUGCCGCAAGCUAAUAUCUUUCAAGGAGGCAACAAUUCUAAAAAAAACUCUCUAGAAAGUACACUUUUCACUGCCUGUCUAAAAGCAGGCAGUGAUGGGGGAGGGCACGCCUCUCUAAGGAGAUAAUUGCACAGUUCAGAGUCCAUAAUGGAAAAGUCCCUUUCCUUUGUGGUCAGCUGCUGCAUCUCUGAUGGUGGAGGAAGAUGAAGAAGGUCCUCGUGGUCAGUGCAAUUCAGCCAUUUUCAUCGAUGUAUUGUACAAUUCACUCCAAGCUGGGGGGGUUAUAGCCUGAAGUUGUUGCUGAGGAUCACAUUCUGAAACACGACUUCUUUGCUGUUGGAAGACUAGUUUACAAUUCCAAUUAGAUGCGGGUGUGUGUGUGUGGAACUCAUCAAGCAAAGGAUUUAAUUAAUAUUGGAACACCACAGUGGCAAUUAAUAUGAGCAUAGGAAUUUUCUUCCGUAGAAGAGAAGAUUAGUGUUCACAUAGCUGAGAGGGGGAAACACCCACCUUAUGCUGGUAACAUAUGCCUGUAUACCUGAUCCAUUAAUGUGCAUUGGCAGUGUGCAGUUUUUGAAAAUUAUGACAUAAUAACAACUCAAAGAGAGAAUGAAGAAGACUUUUACCCUUGCCAGAUUCAAUGUCCUUCCAUCUGCAUUACUGCAGGGCAUAUUUGAAGGCAAACCAUAUUCAGAGCAAAUAUGCCUAUAUGGUUUGAAGGAAGUCAAAACUGCUACUCAUGCCCUACUACAUUGUCAUUAUUACAAAGCUAUACUGUACGUUCUAUGUUUAUGACUCCAGUCAUGCAGCAAACCGCAAGCAGAACUGAUGAUUGCUACUUAAAAUACUUAAUAGAGGAUAGGGAACCAGAGAUUACCUUAAAAGUGGCUAAAUUUUGUGCUGCUGCUAUAAAAUUAAGGGGAUAAGCUUUGAAUGAAUCUAACAGCCAGUGUCUUAAUAUGUUUUAAAUUAGUGGUUAAGGUUUUAACUUAAAUAUUGUAGCUGUUUUGUAUCUGAAUUAUUUAUCGUGUAUCAGCUCAUAAAACUUAAUUUUAAUCUAUUAUUAUCUGUAUGCUCUCUGUUGUUGUAUAUGUUUGCACUCUGGUCAGACCGAAAUACAUCAGUUCAUUCAAAGAUCUCAAAGGCUCUCUAAGUGUACGGAUACCUUUUCCUCCUGGACUCUAUUUUGGUUCCAUUUCUAAUUUGGCCCUGAUGUGAGGAUAAGGUGGCAGUGCCUGGAGGCGUUUAUGUAAGGGAUUAUUCAAAAAUUAUAUCCCCCACUUGUAGUCUGAAAUGGUACAAUCCACUCUUAUCACCUCAUUCUGAUGCAUAUGUAGACCAGGUCUCAUUCUUCAAUAUGAAUUUUGAGGCUAAGCAACUACCUGUAUCCAGGUACAGUGUUUAGUGCAGAGGGAAAGACGGCAUGAAUGACUGGGCAACCCAAGUAGGAGGUAGAAGUAACAGUGUUGAAACUAGAACAACCUUUUAUGGUGGUUUUCAUCAGUUUGGAAGGGCUGGAUGAAAAAUAGCCAUUCAUAAAGGUGUCCUGUUCUGUGAGAAUUUGGGGCUGUUGGGGGAAGCUUGAUGGUGUCCUUUCAAAAGGCCAUGACAGGAGUCUAGGGUCGUGGAGAACUCCCAGGGUCUUGCUAUGGUAGUUCUACUAGCUGUUGUCUCUACCAGCCCUUAGCCCCAACUGAAGCCUUAUCUGUCUUGUCUCUGCUGUGCUGCUGAAAGCCCCACCUCCCCUGUGCCAACCAUUUACAGCUUUAAAGGUAAAGCACGAGCACUAAGAACUGGGCUCAGGAGUCAAUGGACCUUGUUUUUUUUUAGUCUACGUGUUUGGAUCUCUAUGAGCAGUGUGUACAUUCCAAUGAAAAGUGUUUUGUAUACUGUAGUUGAUUUCUUACAUGUUAAAAGACAGAAAUAUAUAAAAAUGUAUUUUCCCACAUAGGAACGCCAUCAACUGCAAAAGCAACUCAUAGAAUAUGAAAUACAACUUAACGGAGCAAACCUUCACAGUCAGUCAGGCAGACAAAGGUGAGGUCUUGAUUCUUUCUAGGAUUCUUGAUGCUCAUAAACUAUCCCUAACUGUAGUUGAUAAUUAACUUUGGAUGAUAUAAUGUUAGAAUUUUUUUUUUUUAAUUCCCAGCAUGCCAUAUAUACUGCUACUAUCUGCAUUCUCUAUAGAGAAGGAGCCCUGUACAAUUAUUCCAUAGUAAUUUGCAGUGGUGAUUGCUAUGGUGGGGUCAUCACUGCCGUGUACCUGGACAGGGCUGGUGGGGAGGAGGGUGGCUGCAAAGUUGAGGUUAUGUUGUAAAGAAAAUCCAGUGGUCUUGCUGUGCAUCACUGACCUUACUGCCAUCCCCCAGUGCCAUCCAGGUAAGCUGUAGUGAUGUUGAUGGUGGGGGGGGGUCUUUGUGGCUCCACCCCACCUACUAUUACUGGUAAUAUGCAUGCAUGGAUUCUCAGUUGUAAAAAAAAAAAAGUUCCUUUAGUCGUCUUUGUGUGGAAGACCUUAAAGUUUUCUUCAAGGCAUUAAAAUGUCUCAGGCAUUUCACUUGUCUACAGGACCCGACUAAAGGUCAUCUUCUAAUUUGGAGAAUGUUCAUUACUGAGCAGAAGAGCAUCACUAACAGUAUUUCCUUUGAGAAUUUUAUGUACAUUCUUUCUUCCCUAAAAAUCCAGAUUUUCUUUGAUACCUUGUGGGCUAUUUUCUGAGAACCAUUUAUACUUUCUUUGCCCAACAGCUUUUAUGGUGACGAUAACAAUUAGGAGCUCAAGUCCUGGAAAACAUGGAGAAAGAGAAGGGCAAUUAAGAAAACUAUGCAGAGGUGUGCCUUCCAGUCAGGAAAAUUAUUUGACAGGAAAUAUUUAUAAUGGGAAGAUAAGAAGAGCUGGAUCAGACACACCAAAGUCCCUAGGGAUCCAGUCUGUCUGUGUAUCCACAUGUUGAAGGGGCCUUUCAUGCAGGAGCCCCUCCAGGUGGGCACAGAGGCAUUUGUUGUAUGAGGAGCACCUAAUCUGCCACGGGGAGAAAAUCUGUGAGGAAAUUUGAACUGAGGACAGUUUUACAUAACUCUGUCAAGCAGGCCUGGACAAUGUGUUGAUGUAUCGCCCAGGACCGGUAUGAGGGGCAGACCAUGAUGGCAACUUCACUCGGCAGCAUACUGCAGGAGAAACCAGUUCCGCUGCUGAGUCCUUCUGCCACCAGUGCUGCUUUCAACAUUGGGCUGCUGGUAGCAGAGGGACUCAGGAGUAGUGGCGGGUUCACCCGUGAUAUACUGCUGGGUGAAGCCUUCUCACUCCCCAGCCGAGCUAUACAAAGAAGCCCUAAGGUUCCUCAUGCUUGCUUGCUUGCUUGCUUGCAGGCAAGCAGGAGGGACUUUGGGGCUCGCUCAGCUGGGGGGCAGGAGCCUUCCCACCCCCCAGUUGAGCAGCACAAACAAGCUGUGUGGUCCCCAGCACCUCAUGGGUGCCUCAUGAAAGCGCCUCAGCUCCUGCGGUGAGAGCCAAAGCAGUUUCACCCCGUGCAUUGUGGGUUGGGACCAAUGCAGCUCUUGUUGUUUCAGCUUUGUGGUGUAUCGCCAGUUUGCAAUGUUUGACUGGUGAUACAUUGCAAUGUUGAAAAGCUGACAUCACACAGCCCAGAUGCUCCAGAAUGUACUCAAAGGGCGGGCAAGACAAGAUUUGAAAAGCUGCAGCGCUGGCCCAAAGCAUACAUGAUGGUGACAGCCACGUCUGCCCCAUUCAUAGAUAGACUGGUCUAAUUUUAACAUUAAAAGGGGUAUGCAAGUGGGGUGGGUGGGAAGUCCAACUCUCCCUAGCCACACCUGCCCACCUUCCAUCUCCCUAUCUUUGGGCCUAGUGGGACGCGGGUGGCGCUGUGGGUUAAACCACAGAGCCUAGGACUUGCCGAUCAGAAGGUCGGCGGUUCGAAUCCCCGUGACGGGGUGAGCUCCCAUUGCUCGGUCCCUGCUCCUGCCAACCUAGCAGUUCGAAAGCACGUCAAAGUGCAAGUAGAUAAAUAGGUACCACUUCGGCGGGAAGGUAAACGGCGUUUCCGUGUGCUGCUCUGGUUCUCCAGAAGCGGCUUAGUCAUGCUGGCCACAUGACCUGGAAGCUGUACGCCGGCUCCCUCGGCCAAUAAAGCGAGAUGAGCGCCGCAGCCCCAGAGUCGGCCACGACUGGACCUAAUGGUCAGGGGUCCCUUUACCUUAUCUUUGGGCCAGGCUCCAGCACCAGAAAUGAGUUGUGCUGAGAGAAAAAUGACUGACUGAAAGGCCUUUGGCAAAGUGGGGAGGGUUCAGUUUCCCUCAUUUGUAUGGUCACUUUUCUGUUAAAAUUGGACACACACCUCUGAACAGGUAAGGCAUGUCAACAAAAUGUGGCUGACACCAAAUGAUGUAAAAAGCAAUGGGGAGAGUAUCGUUGCUGUUACACUCAGGUUAUAUGGGCUUCCCAUAAUGAGCAUCUGGUUGGCUACUGUGAGAAGAGAAUGCUAGACAGGUCCUUUGACCAGUUCCGCUGUAUACAGGCUGUUCUGAUGUUCUUAUUUACAUCAGCUCCUCCUCCACUGCCACACCCCACCACUACCACUUGUUCAUCUCCAGCCUCCAUUUUUUUGCUCCCUUGCUACCUUCAGCAUGCCAGGGCUUCCCUGGGCUGUCUCCAGUUGCCUCAGGAAGCAAAAAAGAGGGGGGGGGGUAUUUUCUGUUUUGCAUCAAGCAGCAAAUGUCCUGGGCUGGCCUUGUUGUACAUACAUAAGUUAGAACUUUCACUUGGAGUGAAGUGAGUUUGUUUUGUCCCCAAAUGAAAUGCUGAUGGAUAGGAUUAUUGAUAUGUGCCACUUAAAACCUUCCAGGGAUUGUGGCCAAGUAUAAAAUGUACCAGGGGAUGUAGGUGGCGCUGUGGGUUAAACCACAGAGCCUAGGAAUUGCCGAUCAGAAGGUCGGCAGUUCGAAUCCCCAUGAUGGGGUGAGCUCCCAUUGCUCGGUCCCUGCUUCUGCCAACCUAGCAGUUUGAAAACAUGUCAAAGUGCAAGUAGAUAAAUAGGUACCGCUCCAGCGGGAAGGUAAACGGCGUUUCCAUGCGCUGCUCUGGUUCGCCAGAAGCGGCUUAGUCAUGCUGGCCACAUGACCUGGAAGCUGUACGCCGGCUCCCUCGGCCAAUAAAGCGAGAUGAGUGCCGCAACCCCAGAGUCGGUCAUGACUGGACCUAAUGGUCAGGGGUCCCUUUACCCUUUACUUUUACCUAUAAAAUGUACCAUGCAUACAUUUAACAAAUUAUUUUCUAAAAUUAAAUUCUAAAAUCUCCACCAAUUUUUCAAAUUAAAUUGCUUCUCAAUCUUCCACCUCCUCUGAUUCAUACUCUAAAAUAGAUUACUUUGCAACUGAUGAAAAGCUUCCUUUCUAUAAGGUAAAGAUCAUCUAAGGCAGGUGGUAGUUGGCUUACUGAAGACAAUUAUGAAUUUGUAGAUAUAUGUUGCGAAUUGGACUAGAUGACCUUUGGGACCCUUCCAACUCUAUGAUUCUGUACUUCCCAUUUAUGUGUCAUUGGUUUUAUCAUUGACAGACCUUUUUUUCUUAAAGUAUUUGAUACAGUGUUGGGGAAGCAGCUAUUCUACAGAUUUAUAUCUUACUAAUUAAAAUUUACUAAUUUAGUAUUCACAUUUUUGUUAGGUCACAUCAGUUAGAGGAGGUUACAGCUAGUCUGCGAGAACGAAUCAAACAUCUGGAUGACAUGGUUCUUUGCCAACAGAAGAAAGUCAAGCACAUGGUUGAGGAAGUAAGUUGUGGCAUUUUUAUUUAUUUUUUACUCUGAAUAACCUAAUAUUCUAAUGUGAAGAUUUUCUUAAGGCAGAGAUUGGAAACAUAUUAUCAAAUAGAUGUAAUUAUCAUAAAUAUUUUUUCAAGAACAAUCAUGUUAAAAUGUUUUUAAAAUGUUAAUUUAAAUUUUCACUUUGACCAAUCACCGUUAUACCAGAAAUCAGACAAUACGGUCUGUGAACAACAACUUCUUCUUCUUCUUCUUCUUCUUCUUCUUCUUCUUCUUCUUCUUCUUCUUCUUCUUCUUCUUCCCCUCCUCCUCCUCCUCUUAUCAUCACCAUCACUAUUUAUUAUUAAAAAUAUUGCUGUUUUCUUAAUGAUCUUGGCCAAUGUGGCAGUUGGAACAUGAAAUGCAAACAUAAUUUCUAGCUAAUGAAGUUAAUGUCAGUAGAUUUUAUUGUUUAUAGCCAAUGGCCGUCACAAUACAGUUUGAGCACAAAUCACACAGCUACAAAGGUACAUUUAAGGCUCACACAGUUUUAUGGAGGAUUGUAAAGCAACUGAAAGAUAUCUGUUUGUUACAUUCUCCUAUUUGUAAGCCCGUUAUCUGCCAUAUUCAAAAAUACUAGUAUAAGCAAAUCAGCUUCCCACCUCCCUUUGCUGCCUGCUGUAGAGGCUUCUUUGUGCUUGUCUUUGAAAGGGUUGGCAUACUCCCUGCCACUGAAAAUGUACCUCAUGUUGUGCAUCAUGGUUUUUUCUGUGUCCAUUUUCUCUGAAUUGACAUGGUUGUUUGUGAGAGCCAAACUGACCUCUAAUGGGUCUAAGCAGGCAGCAAUUUGGGAUCUCUGCAUUGGUAGGUUUUUGGAUAAGAAAUGCCAGCACAAAGUAGUGUCCAACUAGUCAUUAUUUAUUUUCUAUUUCAAACAAGUAUUCUUUGGAUUAGAUUUAAACCAGAGUUAAUUUUAUCUACUUUAUGCAUCCUGUCCUGUUAUAUAAUCCUAGUGUGAUUAGCAACCUCAUUCAGAGAUUGUGGCUAACUCUGGUUCAUGAUAAACAGGAAAUGCAUUUUUAUUUAUUUAAAAUAUUGCUUAACCACCCUUCAUCAAAAUGUUAUAGGGUGAUGUACAAAAGUGCAAAUAAAAUUAAUUCACACAACAUAUAAAUAUUGGACACCGACAAAUAUUACAAAAUACAACAGUGGCACAAUCUUAUGGUCCCUGGAGGAUGUACCAAGAUUCAAAAUAGGAUUGGAUCUAGUCACCAAGGUACGCCUUGGCCCACCCAGCACCAGUCAGUAGGACCAAAAAGGGGGCAUGUUUGGUGUUCCACAAAGCGGCUUGGACCCAAAGACUCCGAAAUCCUCCUGGUGCCAUGAAACCACCUGGAACACAGUGUAUUUCUCCACCGUCGCUUCUGCUCUAGCAUAUCAAGCCCAGCCACACAUGAAGGUGGUUCAUCCACCUUCAUCCCCCACCCUUCCAGAAAUGCACGCUCAAAGUACAGUGGUACCUCGGGUUACAUACGCUUCAGGUUACAUACGCUUCAGGUUACAGACUCCGCUAACCCAGAAAUAGUGCUUCAGGUUAAGAACUUUGCUUCAGGAUGAGAACAGAAAUCGUGCUCUGGUGGUGUGGCGGCAGCAGGAGGCCCCAUUAGCUAAAGUGGUGCUUCAGGUUAAGAGCAGUUUCAGGUUAAAAGCGGACCUCCAGAACGAAUUACCGGACAGGCUAUGGCAGAAGCCAAAACAGCGAGCGCGAUCCAUCCCGCUCGCUGCUUUGGCUUCUUUACCUUUGCGCAGCCUCUCCCGGCUGCAGCGAGCGGGAUGGAUUGCGCUCACUGCCUUGACUUCUUUAGCCUUGCGCAGCCUCUCCCGGCUGGAGAGGCUGCGUGCGGCUAUGGCAAUUCCCCCACCUCCCGCAAAAGCCACAGGAGCUGCACACACUUUAAGGAGUGCGCGUCUCCUGCGAGCUUUUCUACGAGGAGGGAGAAGGGACUGACUGGCCGUGUCAGACCCUUCUCCCUCCUAGGGAAAAGCCUGCAAGAGUCGUGCCAAGCUUGUGUGUGGCUCUUGGGGGCUUUUCAUGCCUGCCUCCCCCCUGCAUUCGCUCCACAGGACGCACAGACUUUCCCCCUUAGUUUUUAAGAGGGGAAAAGUGCGUCCUAUGGAGCGAAAAAUACGGUAAGUACUUAACUCAAGGUACCACUGUAUUGAAAGCUGAUAUGGUCCAGCAGAUUUUCAUCUUAACUGAGCCUGGCUUUGUGCAAGCCAUUAUGCUUAUUUGAGGGCCAAACUAUACAUUAUGUCAGUGGUUUUCAACCUUUUUGAGUCCACAGCUCCCUUGACCAACUACAUUCUUUCUGUGGCACCCCCUGUGGAGCUCAGGAGCGCAGUUAUGCCACCCCUUGCCAGAAGAGCUGGCAGCCUCUCACCCUUUCUCGAACACCCUACCUUGUGCAGUAUUCCCUCAGCCUCCUCUUCUCUCUCCUCUCCUUGGGAGUCCUCCAAGCAGCUGCUGCUGCCAUCCCUUGUCUCUGAGCUGCCCUCCCUGCCCCAAAGAGAGGUGCCUCCUUACACUGCCCCACAGGGGCCUGGGACUUGUCUGUCUAUUCCCAACAGCAAGGAUUGGUGGACUGGCUGGCUGGGCUCUCUUGCCCGCUUGCUUGCUUACUUCAGCUCCUGGCAACCAGCACCCCCUGUCCAGCCCCAGAGGCAGCAUUUGCCCUGCAAGCUUGUAGCCAGGGCUUCAACAAACAGCUGUGGAAGCCUUGGAGAGGUAGAGAUGCGAGAGGGCAUCAGAAGAAGGAGGGAGGGAGGGACAGAGGACAGUGUUGCCCACAGCACCCCUGACCAUCAUUCAAGGCACCCCAGGGUGCCAAGGCACACUGGUUGAAAACCACUGCAUUAUGUUAAUUGUAUAGAUUCAGUUAAUACAUUGUUGUUGCGGUUUAUUUAUUUUAAAAAUAUUUAUAUGCUGCUGUAUCAUAAAAAAUAUAUCACAGCGGUUUACAAGCCCAUGGUAUCAAAAGCAGCUGAGAGAUCAAGUAGAAGUAAAUAGUAUAUAGCAGCCCCAGAGAAGCUUGAGCAACCUUGUUCUCUUCCGUGCCACCGUCCCAACAAAAAAAUGACUUUCUGAAGCUGCUAUUUUUAUUUCAGCAGAACCUUCCCCAACCUCCAUGGUCAUGCUAUUUAAAUAACAAAAGCCACACUGAUAAAGCACUGAUAACAUUCAUGCAGUUAAUGUCAUGCCUAGUUUUGCCCUGAGCCUUGCAGUAUCUGCAAAAUGAGAAUGUUAAUACUCUACCUCUCAGGAUGGUUUGAGGAAAUGAAGUCAGUUAUACCACACUUUGCUUUAAAAAAAUGGCAUCAGAUGCUGAUGUGAGUUCUUCAUGUACCAGCAACUCUACAACCUCUCCCUCUCUCCUUCUCUCUCAUUAUUUGGUAGCACAGGAGGGGUUUGCCUUUAAAAUGAAAGAAUAACCAACUUCAUGGAAUGUGGCUAUACAACCAUCAUGACCAGUUGCCACUGAUAGCCUGAAAACCCUCCAUUAAUUUGUCUAAUCCCCCUUUAAAUCAUUGAACUUUGUGGCCAUUGGAGAAGUGAAUUUGCUGUGUGAAGAAGUGCUUCCUUUUUUCUGCCCUGAAUCUUCCAACCGUCAGCUUCACUGGAUGGCCCUGAGUUAGAACUCAGGUAUUAUUAGAGUAUUAUGAGCUCAGUAUUAUGAGAGGGAGUAGUUUUUUUCUUUGUUCACAUUCUUCACACUGUGCACAAUCUUAUGCACAUCUAUCACGCCCCACUUUAUUCCCACUUUUUUCUAAACUAAUGCCCAAGUAUUGUAACCCUUGACAUUUGUGGUUACCCUUUUCUUCACUUUUGUGCUCCAAGUUUCAUUUCCUAGCAUUUUUGUUUACCUCUUAACGAUAUUAGGUGAUUUAUAAUUUGCAUCAGCUUUGUCUUUAUGUUGAGCAGUUGUGUAUAAUUAAUGCUUGUACAGGGCUGUAAAUAUGUAAGUAGAACCAAACAAAUAACAAACCUGAAAAACUAGUUUAUAGGAACUAAUUUAUAUGUAAAAUCUCUUAGAGUUUCUGGCAGGUGUUGCUGUCACUUACAUUCUAAAAUGAAGAAAGCCAAGUAGCAUAGAGGAGGAAGGGAGUGAAUUAAGCUGCAUGCACUAUGCCAGGGGUCAGCAAACUUUUUCAGCAGGGGGUCGGUCCACUGUCCCUCAGACCUUGUGGGGGGCCGGAUUAUAUUUUGAAAAAAUAAAUAAAAAUGAACGAAUUGCCCCACAAAUAACCCAGAGAUGCAUUUUAAAUAAAAGCACACAUUCUACUCAUGUAAAAACACACUGAUUCCGGACCGUCCGCGGGCCAAAUUUAGAAGGCGAUUGGACUGGAUCCAGCCCCUGGGCCUUAGUUUGCCUACCCAUGCACUAUGCCAAGACUAGAAAAAAUAAUUGUAUGUUUGAAUGUGUGAUAUUUAACAGGGAUAGAAAUCUUUUAGCUCACUGUAGGAAAAGUUGUUGUAACCUGCCAUUUGUGAAUAAUAAGGAAUUAAUGGAUGGAUGAAGAAACAGAUGAUGAUGAAACAGAUCUGACAGACCUUAAAAAGAGAAAUUCAGAGUAUGAAUUUGGUCUAUGUUCCUUGAAAAAAUGUCAUGAUGGCCCAAUCUUCAAGAAGUUCCAUUUCAGGGAAUGACCAGCCCCUAUAGUGAAGGUGCUGUUUAUCAUAGUUACUUUCCUACACCAUUCCAGUAAGGUUUGGAUAUGAGAGAUUACAUGCAGAGAUCCAAUAACGUUGUUACUUGCAGUGCCAGUACUAACUCUUUGUCUCUCCCUGCCAACCUCUUGGAAGGCUGGAAAGUAAUGACAUAAUACAUCUCAUCUGUGUGACCUCCCUGGUUCAGGCAUUACUGAAACGAUAUAGGUAGGAACUACAGAGAAGUAGCAACGGCUCUGUUAAGAACAAGCUUUAAGCGUGAGAAAUGCUGUUUCCCCUCUACUGUGGCCAAACAUUUUGUUUUCAUGGUAUAAUUUGUGGUAAUUGUUUUGCGUUGCCUGCACAUACAGCAUCUGGAAAUUAAUGGAGCCGCUGCCAAGCUACACAAAUAUGAUUCUCUUGUUCAUACACUUUACAUUAACUCUACAGAAAUUCAUAUAGAAACAGCUGUCUAAAAUAUGAACAUCCUGAUUAGUAGUUAGUUGGAAGCCCAGCUGUAUUCAUAUUUUCCUUGGAAGGAUCAGGAAGAAGAGUGGAGGAUAGCAAAGUGAUAGGCUCUUUCAGGAUUUGGUGUUGGUGACCCUGCCAGACCACUCCUGUACUUAGUUCCCUUGGAGAGCUCAAAAAUAUACUUCUAAUAGAAAAAGACAGCAUUGUUCUCUUGAUAUUUCUUGGAAAAUGUGUUAAUCUAGCUUUACCCAAGCCCAUGCAAAAUAAAUGGGAGUAAAACAAACCUUUAAGUAAAAAGCUAAUUUGACCAAGCAACAAAAAGUACAUUUUUAGUUUGAGAAAUCAUGUGCUACAAAAUAGCAUAGAAAGGAGAAGAGCAAAAAAGUCGCUGUUUUGCUGAUUACACAGAACCACAUUUAACACCCUCAUUAGUAAGCCAUCUAUUCUCUCUCAUCAUAGGAAGAGGGUAAUUGUCAAAGCAGUGCUGAUUGAUAGAUGGGAAUUUACAGAAUGAGCCAAAAAGGAGUGGUUUGUUUUUUUUUUUAAAGGAAAUAUAUCCCUUGGUUAAGGAGCUGUUUGCAGAAUACAGAUUUAGAGUGACAUUCCCCUAACCAACUGAAUUGAACUGUCUCUAGGUCAUGGCACAUGAGCUGUUCUCCACAUUUAGUCUCAGAUUCAUUGGAAGAUGAUAAAUGGUGACUACCUGAAACAAAACGAUGGAGAGAAAUAACAUGGAUGCACCACAACCAAGGAAUAUUCUCUGAUCCGUUCUGUAAAGUUACCCUAUAUACCCAGGCCAAACUGAAUCUUGAUUCCUGUAGUUACUUCGAAAACUCCAGUGUGGUAUGAUGACAAUGUUUGUUUAACAGGCACUUGAAAACCCAGCUGUAGAAGAAGCAAUUCUUAAAUGCCCUGUUCAUACAAACUCAAGCUUUUGCAAGCUGUGCGAUGUUGCAUAUUUUUCCUUCCCACAAAAGUUACUUGAACACUGAAUUAAGCAACUAAAAAAAGAAGACAAUGAACCAGAGAGGUCAUGGGCUCAACUUUUUGGUGGAUCUGAGAAAUGUGUGCCAUAAACUACAAAGUUACAUUGUGGUAGGGAUGUCAGUUCUGAGCACCUGUAAUGCAGGAACAAAAGCAAAUUUCAGAACUGUACCAGCUGCUAAUUCCAAUCCAAUGCUUGUGCAAUAUAUUCCCAAAACCAAUUACUUAGGUACUUAUAGUAGAGCACUAACUUGUUGUAUAAUUGACUGGAAUUAUAGUAUCUGUAAAAACAAACUCAGCAAAAUGACAAUUUUACUGAAAGUUUAUGUAGAGUAAAUAAUAAUAUUAGUAAUGGACUGGAAUUUUCAAAGGGCAUAAGAGGGAGUUAAACUCUAAUCAUAAAUCUCAGUGGGAAAGUUUGGGCAAUGAGAAUUUUGUGAAUCUCUUGGGGAAACUCCACUCCAGUUUGGUUAGGUUAGACUCUAGACAGCUUUUGAGUAGGCACAAACAGAAACAUUCAGACUCCAAGGCUCCACUAUUUAAAAGCCUACUUUUGAGUCAGCCUUAUUUUACUGGAUUUAAUAAACAAUGGAAUGUAUUUAGGUUGAAAUCUGAUCUUUCUUGCAUAUAAUUUGUCCAUUCUGUAACUGCACUUUCUGUCUCUUGCAUACAAUCAUGUUUCUGGUGUCUUUUAUAUCUAACAUCAUAUUCACACAAAAAGCAAAUGAACAAUGUGGCGGAGGGCCUUGGCUCAGCGAUACAGUGUGCAGAGAGCCCCAGGUUCAAUUCCUGACAUCUUCAGUUAAAAUGAUCUCUGUAUGAAAUACUGGGUUUGCUUCUGCCUAAGACUUUGGAAAGCCUCUAUAAGUAUAAGGCAGCUUCAUCUAUGCUCCUCUUCUAUGAAAGCCAAUAUUGUUUGCCUCUGUUACACUGCAUAGUGUAUGAUGACAAUGAUAUUGCUUUAUAAUUCCUGGAAUAACCAGAAGGAGGAAAUGUCUAUAGGAAAUGCCUAUGGACAACAUCCUGAAGAACAGGGACUUCUGGCCUUAAAGGGAAAGGAGGAUUAGAGAUUGUCCAAGAGAGGUAUUGAAAUAACAGGAGAUGAUGGGAAUGAAUGAUAAGGAAGUAUUGUCAUGAAAAAUGAUGUGUUUUGAGGGGAGGACAUAGAAGUGAAAUCAUUUUCAUUUUUUAAUUAGCUUUUGUUUCUUCUUACAAGUUACAUGGACAUAAUUUCACACACCACUCUGCUCACUUCUAAUGGCAGCAACCCCAUUUUUCUGUUAAUCCUGAACAUUGGCCCUGUUUCAUAUUAUACUGUGAAAUGUGCUUGAUGGUACCAUAUGCUCAAUUGAAUCACUGAAGGCACAUAGUCGAUGCUGGUGGUGAGUGGCUUGAGAUCUCUGGAGCCCAGUUAUGCGAAGUGCCCAAUAGCACUCUCUCCUGCCAUUGCUGGUGUUUAUUCUUGUCGAUAGAACUUAAAUGCAGCAUUAUCUUUUCAUGUGUUAGGAAUAUGGGUUGGUUGUUUCACUUUAAUAGAUCUUGCAAAGUGUCAAGCUCCUUUAAAUGUUUUAAGUAUUAAUCUGGUUUUUAAAAUGCUUUAUCAAAACAAUGCAAAGAUGAGCCAAUAACCUUAUCAGCCAGUGCACUUUUAUUUUAUGCAGUGUUAACUGCAUAAAAAUACUAUUAUGUAGCAGCAACAUUUUGUGUUACAAGUUUUAUUUUAAUAAAUGUUUUAUAAUACUUUUAAACUGCUUCCAUUUUCUUUCUUUUUAAAACCCAGGCUAUGUGUCAUUUUUGGGAAGGCAAAGUGUGUUUCUGUGAGGCUGAGAAGCAAUCCUUCUUAGCUGACUUUGGUGCUAUGUUGCCAUCUCUUUGAACGCAUCCCCUGGUCGAGCGACAGGUUCUGGUGCACAAUGCUUUAGACAAUUACUAUUCCACUAGUUGUUAUCACGCUGUAAAAGGGAUUCCCAAUCACAGAAGGUGAGGUCCUUCCAACAUGGCCCAAGACGGCAUCAGCUCACCCAAUGGGCCCUCUCCUUUCUCUCCUCCCCCUGCAUCCCCAAAAUCUGCUCUGGAGAACUAGGGGACCACACAGAGCAAAUUUUGGGGGCAUCUGGAGGCUGUAGAGGGGAGAAUAGAAACUAGAUGUCCACUGUUGCACAAGUGGUGGACUGUUAGCAAGGUCACUUAAAUAAUGUUGGCAAAAUCAAGAAAGAAAAGAAUUCCUGAUGAAUUUGAAGAAAUAAACAGAAAGGUUUUGACUUCUUAGGUCAGGCCUAGUACAUAACAGGGAGAACGUCAACCAAACAUAUAGAGAAAAACUCCCUCAGAACUACACAGCCAAUUAGGGCAUCAUGCCACUCUGCCUAGUUGCUAAGUAACACCUCCCCCAUCACCCUCUUGGCUAGCUGACCUUAACACUAACAGAAUAUAACCCUUUUCUUGCACACGGCAUGAUUUUUGCUCUUGCACUAACAUCAAUGGAUGUUUCCCAAUAUGUUUAUUUGCAAUUCUUCCAUGAUUCUAUCAAUUGUAUUAAUGUUCUUUAAUCUGUAGCCAUGGGAUUUUACACUGGUUCCAUUGGGUAUGAUCCUCCCAAAUAUUUAAGGGUCCCUCCAGGUUUUGUUUCGGGCACUGUAUUCUGCAACAUGUCAAUGAUCCCAUUAUAGAGCAUCAGUGGUGCAUCAUUCUGCUUUAUUAUUUGUUCUGUGAUGUUUCCCCAAUGUUACUACAUUAUUGCUGUCUGGAAGGGCGCUUUUGACAACAAAAACAGGUCAAAAAGUAAAUCUGAAUUUUGUGGUAUAAAAAGUUACAGAAUUCCGGCAGGAAGCUAUGAGACAUUCACCAAAUUGAAACAAAGCAGCCUGUCCACUCUGAAACUUUGUGUGCACAAAGAGUAUAUUGAAAGUGGGAUCACAUAUAACUGUCCCAAUGCCAUCAUGAACACAAAUAAUUAUCAAUUCACAAUAAAAAUGAUAUCUUGCAGUGGGGCUAGGUAAAUCCUUGACUCUCCAAAUAAAAUCAGGAGGACUUCUAAAAGUGCUCAACUUUUGCUGGAUGACGUUCAUCGUAUUUCAGUGGCUGCUUGUAUGUUGCUUUAAGCUCUGCUGUUUGAGAAGAAAUGGGUAAAUAGCACACAUUAUAUACAUAAUGCUUCAGCAGUUGAUCUUCUGUAAGUGCAUUUCAGUGGUAGCUGAUAAACGCAUAUGAGUGGUAGUUCCCUUUAGGUUUCUAGAAGCAACAAUGCUGAUAGAAAAUUUUGCUUGAAAAAUACUCUCAUUUUAUCAAUGUCCUUCUUGUUACAUUUCUUCUUUUCUCAUUUGGCUCAAACUUUUUGUUAUAUAUACAUCUGUAAACAGUGGACUUGUUAAACAUCUAUUUUAAAAGUAUUAACUUGAAUAAAAGAUUAGUUACACAAUCAUAGCAUUCUAAACACAUUUUAUGCAUGUGGGUGUAAGUGUAGUGAUAGUUUUAGAUGGGAAUUUGGUUUAUUUUGAAUAAGAAACCAAAAUUUCUCAAGAGCUAAUUAAAAUAAACAAUCCCUUUGCUGCAGUUUAUCUUAUUUAUUUAAAAAAUAUUUAAUAAGCAAAGGUGAGUGCCAUUCAGAAAUCUUUUUAAUUAGGUGUACAUUUUAUAGAAAAUUCCUGUUUAUAUUGCUGUGAUUUUAUUUUACCAUUCUCUUACAGUGACGUAGUAAAAGCGAUUUAUUAUGAUUUUCUUUGGCUCACAGUCCCUGUUGUUGAAUUUAUUUGCCCAAACAGGGAAGUUUAUAGGUGCACUUGUCUUUGUUACCUCACAUUCAAUACGAGUGGCAGAUGGUACAUAAAGCACAUAGUCUGCUAAUGUGCCAUUAUUAUUAUUAUUAUUAUUAUUAUUAUUAUUAUUAUUAUAUUUCCUGCCUUUUUCCCAGUCUGGGAUGCUAGGUGGUUUACACAGGUAAACUAGAAAAAGCUAAAAACAUAGAAAAUACUAUCACUAAAGGAUAAAAAAUUAGGAUAAUCAUUACAGGAUAAAAAAGGUGUGCAGUGUGCUUAUAUCUGUCAUUUGUGCUCAAAGGGGGUCUAACCAGUCCUCCUGUUCUUAAUUCUGCAUCUUCUGUUGGCAAUUUAAGGCAUUUGCUGUAAAAAUCCCAGAACUUAAGUCCUCUUGGAUCAGACCCAGUACCAAUCUACUCCCAACAUCCUGUUCUCACAGUGGCCAACAAGACGCCUCUAGGAAGCAAACAAGCAGUACAGCAGCCAUCAUGACUAGUAGCCACUGACAUUGCUUCUGUCCUCCAUGAAUUUAUCUAAUCCUGUUUUAAGGCCAUCCAAGUUUGUGGUCAUCAUUACAUCUUGUGAGAAUGAAUUCCAUUGUUUAAACAUACUUCAACAGCUGAACCCUGGAUAUGCUUCUUGGCUUUGGACUGGCCAAUGUUUCUGAAAUAUAAAGAAAAUACUAAAUAGGCCUCUCAGAUAUAAAGGAAGUAUUCCACCCCACCCCCAACCCCGAGUUCCAAAUAGUUGCCUGCAGUGGUCUCCUGCAGUUAGAUAGGUGGUGACCAGGGACUGGGUCUUUUUAGUGUUGGCACCCUUCUUUGGAACACCCCCCUUGGUCCACAAUCCUAGUGCCUCCUCUUAGCUCUAGCUGUCAGGUAAAUACAAUUUUAUUCACCCAGACUUUAAACUUGCUAAGCAUUUGCUGCUAUUGGAAUACUACAAUUUUCGAAUCAGGUCAGUUUAUCUUCAGUUAAUUUAGAGUUUUAAUAUUUUGACAUUUAGUGUGGAUUCUUUUUAAAGUUCUGUUGAUUUUCAUCCUAUUAUUUGUUUGUUUUUAUUUGCUUGCUUGCUUAGGUAUAUAAAUAGUUGUUUGUGAUUGGAGGUAAACAAAUACAGUGAUGACUGUAAUGUCGUGGGAGCAAAUAAGGAAUUGUACCUAGCUGCCCUGAAUUGCCUUUAAUCUAAAUGAAAUAAGAUAAUUACUGUCUAGUCAUCCAUGGUAUGGUUUUCCGGACCCAUCCUGGUAUGUUGUGUACCAGCCCUAACAGGUAUUGACAAGAGGCACUAUCUUGUUUGGUUGCCUCCUUCCAUGUGCAGACGCAUUUCCUGCCAUGCUGCCUGCCUCUCCUGUCUUCAUACACUGAUGCAAUUCUCCAGGGACUUAAACAGACACACACACACACACACACACACACACACACACACACCCUUCCUCCUUUGUCUAAUUCCCUAGAAUGUCAUUUUCCUGGACAUUUUCAGGGCUUUCCCUGUUUCCUAGCGAUUUCUCACAUACGUUAGUAGGGAGUGCCAGACAGAGCCUUGAGGUGGAAACCACCAAGACGUGAGCUCAGUUGAAAUGCACGGGCGCAGAGCAGUGCCGCUGUGCAACUCCUGCUCAUUUCACUGGUUGUGUGGGGUUUUUAUUAAAUUAUGUCCUGACUUCCCUUAAAAAUUCACGGUGUAAUCAUUGUUAGUGCGUCGUGAGGGUGCCAUUUGGUUUCUCUGCUGAUGCAGGCACUAAAAUAACUUGGGGUGUCCCUGUUGCCCACCAUCAUGACCCCUCCCCUCUGCCCGUUGCCUCUGCAUCAUCUUAGUAGCCUUUAGUUCCCUCUCUGCUGCUAGGUCUCCCCUUCUCCGUAUCCAAUGACUUUUUGCCCGGCAGAGAAGUGAAAGAAAACAUCUGCAGUGGCAGAGCAGCACAAAUGAAAGGGGAGACUUAGGAGCCAUGGAGUAGUCUCACAUUGUGCAGUAGCAACACAUGCAUGGGGUUUUUUGGGGGGCAGGCUUUUGUUAGGGGGCAAAACCUCAGAUUUGUAUUGAUUUCUAUUGAUUGGGGGGGCAGCUGUCCCCCCUGCCCCCCUUGGCUAUGCCCAUGAGCACAUGGUUAGUUUGUGCAGACACGGGGUAUAAUCUGUCAUCAGCACAACAUGGGUAUAACAAAUUGAUUUCUUGGGGUGAGAGGGGAUGUGCUUGUGCAUGAGAUAUAAGCAUGUUUGUAUUUGCCCCCUUACCACAAGGAGAUCAAGACAGCAUAUAUGGGGCUAUCACACAUAUAUACAACAACUCUGUAGGUGUGAGAGAGUUCAGUUUUAUUAUUAGGAUUUAUCUCAUGAUAGUUUUGAUUUUUAUACAUCACUGAAUACUGUAAUGACAGAAGGGUGGAAGAAAAUAUUUUAAAUAAAUAAAAUAAAAAGUAACAUUAGUGCUCUGAACCCUGAAACUUAUUCCCCAUUGCCAUUUGUUACAUUUUUAUGUGUUUGACAAUCACAAUUUCACCUUUUUGCAUUCUGUAAAAACAUUCAGGCUUAGCUAUAAAGUUUGAGAUGAGUAAUUUCAUGUUCCAAUGAAUGGAGUAUUUCAUGGGUCUUGUUUUUGCUGCUGCACAGACUGAUACACAGCUAUCCCUCUGGAAAUCAUUCCUAUGGAUAUGUACAAUCUAAUUUCGGGUAGGGAACUUACUUAGUAACAGAGCUUCUCCCUCCUAUCUGCAUUUACAUAGUUUCUUUCUUUUCUUCAUAGAUUGAGCUGCAAAAGCGAAAGAUGAAGCAAAAGGAACUGUUUAUAUUACAACUUUUAGAAAAAAUAUCAUUCCUUGAAGGAGAGGUAAGGAUUAUAUUUGGCUAAUUACUGAAAGUUAUUGUUUUUAACUGAUACUUAGCCAAUUAUCUUUCCCAGUGUAAAAAUGCCUCAAAACUCUGCUAGUUCUGUUAGCCCAGUACAAAUAUAGAUACAAAUUUAAUAAUAUAAAAGUUUAACAACGCAGAACAUUUAUAUACUCUCAAUCUGGAAAAUUCAAAAACAAAUAUGAAACAUUUCUGAUCGAGGCAGCAUAAUAUUAUAACUAGUAAGAAUCAAGUGUCAACAAGAAGAAAAAAGAGGGGGGAACCAUAGAAAAUGUAUAAACAGAAAACAAUACACUAUUAAUUGAGUACACUCGUCAGCUGUAUUUGAGUGGCAGUCUAGAGAUUUGAGUGAGUCAGGAGCAGGGAUGAUAAUGAACUAAGUGCUUCCUGUAUUAGGUAAUGCAGACCAGGAUGUGUUUGUGUGAAUGUGAAUGUGAGGGGAAGGGCAGAGGAAAUGGAAAUCCAAUACUUUUUCCUUUUAUAGGAUCACUGUAGCCCAGUGGUGUGCAGUCAAUGGACUGUUAGGGGACUAGACUAGUCCCCUAAAUGUUCUGAUUAAAUUAAAGUAUUAAAGCCUGGCGCCUCCUUCCCAAAGCCCAGGAAGCUUCUGCCCAGCUUAGGGAGGGAGGUGUGAUGCUCACGUGUACGACAUUGCCCCAUCGCCCUCGCAAGCUGGCGCCUCUGGCCCUAACUGUUCUCCUACAAAAUAUGUUGCCGCACGCCACUCUUGUAACCAUGUAGAGCUAUAUGUUAUAAGGGGGAUUGAUUAUUGUCUGGAAGACUUGCAUACAUAAUAAAUUAAGCCAAACUGUUGUGAAGUUAUCCUUUUGUUUCUGCUCCUUCAACAACCAUAAUUUAUUAGUUAGUUUUUCCACCAGGCCAAUGUCCCAUACACUUUUGUAUGAAUGAUCUAAGUUUACCAUGAAAUAUUUUUCCAAUGUCUAGCUAAAAUAUUCCUAGACACUAUAUCACAACUAAUUUUGUUAGAUUUUAAUUAUGGUGUGUGCUGCCUUCUACUUUUGGAUUAACUUGUAGGUUGGUUUUGUGGUUUGUAUUAGAUAGCAAGUCUACUUAGGCAGCACCUAUCUUCCUACAUGUUCUGUGAAACACCUAUUUUUCAGGCACUCAACAAAUAAAAAAAAAUUAUAUUUGUAUUUUGCACAGAUGAGCAGUAAGAUGUAAAGAGAAGCCUGUGAAAAUUAAUAGAAACGUCUUUUCACAUUUGUGGUUAGAUUUGGGAGGGGAAAACACAGGAAGCUGCCAUUUGCAGAGUCAAACCAUUUCUCCAUCUAGCUCAGUAUUGUCUACUCCACCAAUGGUUCCCAAUUGGUUAAGUUUUGUGGACCUCCUGUUUUUCAAAAGCCGAUCCAUGGACUCCAUGUUUUUGACUAUGGUAGUUUGUGUUACGUGAAUGGUGCCACGGACCCCCUGGGUCAGUUACGCGGACUGCCUAGUGGUCCGUGGACCAUCAAUUGGGAACCACUGGUCUACACUCUACAUUGACUAACAGCAAUUCAACAGGAUUUCAGAAAGAGGUUUCACCCAGCCCUACCUGGAGAUGCUUGGGACUGAACCUGGGGCCUUCUGCACACAAAGCAGAGGCUCUACUGCUGAGCGACAGCUUUUCCAGGAAAACCCCGGAAGCUAGAUCAGAGUGUUAGCAUCUCAUUGCUCCCACUUGCAAAACCUGUCAGAACCCAUAGGAGCUGUGACAUGAAAGGUAGCGAAGCACUGGAUAAGUCUCCCCUGUCCAUAGGACGCUCUCCUCCAAAUCACUCAAAAAAGGAGAGGGUAAGAGAAAAUCCAGAUUGAGAGAGGAGAAUGUGUGGGAAGGCAGCUAUUGGAGGAGAAUGUCAUAUGAACAACAGAGAAUUAAUGGAAGUACAAGAAGCUAACUAUCCACACUGAAUGACAGUAAGGAUGAGUCCUAAGUCCAACACUCUCCACUCCUCUCCCAUGCCAGCUUUCAUCUUUUUCCUUUCUCACUUUCUGCACCUCCAGUUUAAGAAAUUCCCUAUAAGCUUCCUUUUAAACACCUCCUGCUCCCCCACCUCUGUUGUCUUAAUGUUCUCCUUCAAUGGUAAAAAUAAAUAAAGCAAGCCUCUCUUAAUCUAAAGCGAUUAAAUGAUAGGCUAUGCAGUGGCAGUGGUUAAGAGUGUUGACUUAGGACAGGGGAGGAGACUCUGGUUCGAGGCCCUCCCUGGGUGACCUUGGGACUGGUCACCAUCUCUACGGCUAACAGGGUUCAGCAACAGGGGUGGGGCCUGGAGCAGGAGGAGUCAUGUACACUAUCAUGAGCUUCUCUCAAAAAUUAAAAAAGAUACUAAUGAAGAAAAUUUCUGUGAGGGAAGUCCUUUGCUUUACAGUAUGCAUGUGUAACAAUUAAUUGCAGGGCCUGCUGGGAUAUUGAACUGAAGAAUUGAGUUGUCAAUUUUGUAUGUUUCAGAAUAAAGAAUUACAAGACCGUUUGGAUUACUUGAUGGAGUCACAGUCAAGGACUGAUGUAGAAACCAGGGAUGUUGGAGUAGGAUGUGACCUUCCACUGAGGUAUCUGGGCUUGAAUCCAUUCAGGGGGAAUCCUUUUUAGCCCACUUCGUUGAGAGACUGAGACAACUAAAGCAGCUGCCACCCCUUUGCAAAUUCAUGGAAUUGUGAAGGUUUUUUUGGAGGGGGAACAUGGGCAGGUGGGCAUUUCCGUGGGUGAAAUGGUGCUUCUUCAAGGCCAAAUGAGGAACAGUGAUUUGUCACGCGUAAUAAACUUUUAUAUGCUUGCUGUGUUUCAGCUUGCCAGAGGAGCCUGAAGUCUUAGCGGCACGCUGAAUAAGUCAUUUCACUAGAGCAGUUUAAUGAAGCACUAAUAAGAUUACUCAGUUAUGAUUUUGCCCUUCUGACAUUAACAACCAGCUACGCUGGUUUCCAGAGCUUCAGCCUAGAGGCGGCGAUAAUAAGACAAGUUAAGAAAUUUCCAGGCCGUGUGACAGCUAUUUAUGUGAUGCUUCCUGGGGACCCUCAAGGUGCCAAAGCAUCUAUAUGUGGUUCAUUUGGAAAUUUAUCAUUGACCUUUACUCUGCUUAGCUUUAUGGAGCCCUUUAUUUUUCCUGUUUAAUUUUUAUAAGUAAAUAAGAAUUAAUGAUUUUUUAUGGCUUGAGGAAAGCUCUUAAGGCCCUAAACCAAAAGAAUGUGUAUGGGGAACGUGGCAGAUGUUCCUCAGUUUGUAGCAACUUGGCGAAUGCCAGUAAAACAAACAAACCAGGAAGAGGCUUUUUUCACGCUGUUUAUGAAUAGCUAAUUGCCAUUCAUCAGGCAUAGGCUUAAUGUAUUUUCUGCACAACGAAAUAAAGAGACCCAAUAAUAUCCAAAUACAACCUAUAUUAUACUAAUAAUAAGUUUUCAACCAUGUGCAAAAGUGUUAAGUAGCAAUUAAUACCAACAACUAUGGAUCACUGGUAAAACAUCUGUUUAAAUAAAGUCUUUUGCAAGUUCUUAUACAUAAAUAAUAACUUCUAGUUCCUGGGGGGGAAGUUCUUAAUCAGAUUCCAGUUUGAAUGCUGAAGUCUCUGAAUGCAUGUGUCUCUGGGGACUUGCAUGUACUUCACAUGUGACCCUUAAACAGACUUGUGAGAGGGGAAUGCUUUCUGUGGGUUGAUCGUGUGCCACUCUGGCACAUGGUUCCAGGUUCCAGGAAUUCACACCAAGAGCUUGAGUUGAAUGCUGAAGUACAAGAUAUAUUAAGGUAGGGUGGGGAAAGGAAGUUCAAUUACACACUAAAUAGUGUGUUCCUUGGGCUCCCCCCCCCCCAAUAAUCUACUGCACUCUAACCCCCAAAGUGGAGAAAGAGAUCUCCAGUGGAGAACAGACAAAGAGAGAGAGGUUGCUAACUAGAGUAAAUUUAAAGGGUUGGGAAUCAGAGGAGUUCCUGCAGUUGCAAAUGACUAAAUAACUAGUGGGUGUGGGUGGGUGUUGAUUCUAGGGCCAAGCAUCCAGGCCAGAGUUCCUCUGCUUCAGGUACUCUUACGAUUUUUCAGCUCUUGGUACCCACAAGCUCUGACAUUCAGUUGCUCUGAGUAAGACUGCAGUGGGAAGCAGAGGAGAAUGGUGGGUGUGUGCAGAAAGAAGUUCCAAGCAUGUGCCAGAAUCUGUUCUCUUUUUUUGGAGUCUGGUUUCAAAGGAAUGGCUGGAAGAGAAGGGGAGAAAGGAGACAAAGGCUGAGCUUUCCCUACCCUUAUUAGUUAAAAAUUCAUUUGAAGCUCUUCUUGAGAUUGCUAUUGUGCCUCAGGUGUGAUGUUUUUAUGCUGGUUCCUCAGGAAGUAUGAUACAAGUAUUGUCUUAUUUGCCCAGGUACUUAAUAACCCACAUAUGAACCAAAGGUUAUUGUUUACCUUGAUUUGCAUGAUAGGUAGAUCUUCUACCUACACUUUGGGAGGGGGGUGAUUGAAGUCAUCUUUUGUGGGGCUCAGUAGGUCAACCUUUUGUAAGCCAGUUACUGUCAAUUCCUGUGGGUGUUGCAGUGUAAAAAAUUUGAGAGUCAAAUUACCUGCCCCUGGGGUUUAGGGAGAAGAGCUAUUCCCAGCAUGCAUCACUGUUCUCCCCACUUUUCCAGUUCAGUGUGUGGAGACUAAAGGUGGACUGCAGUGGGCUGCCAUGUUACAAUAAGUUACAUGUUAGAUGCAAUUCUUCCAACAUGCUGUGUCUUUUUUAAAAAAUAAAGAACUAGCAGCCUCAUACCCAGUGUUGCUUGGGAAUUCCAAGAAACCAAAAACCAGUGCAGUUUUGAAAGGUUCAGUCCAACAUUUUGAUUCAAAAUGGCAUCCAGAUGUAUCCAAAGAUAGAUCAAGACUUGCUCCUUGGUCUCAGGAACCAUCAUGCAAAAUUUGGUUUUGAUAUUUUAAGGUCUCCAAAUAACGAACCAUCAAACAAUUUUCUAAAACAUGUAGAAGAUUUGUUUCUGGUUACCAGCUGUGCUGCAUGAAGGACUUUCCUCACUCUACUGGCUCAAGGAAAGAGUUAUAUUUGUUGUGGAUUCCUUUUCAUUGGUUUUGAUCAGCCAAACAGUAUUGGUUGAUUUCUCGAGUGUCUAACAUUUUGUGCUGUUGGUUUUCAUUCCUAGCACUGAGAACAGCGGCACAUCUUCCGAGACAUCAAAGCCUGCCAGGACAUACACUCCAUUCAAGAGAGUGUUGGAGUAUUCAUCAAAGCGCAGCACAACUGCCAUCAUUCCAGGCCCAGGAACUCCUCACACAUGUUCCAGCGUCUUGAAACUCUGCAGCUUGAAGGACUGAUGAGGCAGGGAAGCCUUUCAGACACUUUGUUCAUGAAGCUGCCCUGUAUUUAUUCGCAAGGGAACCAACCAAAGGUGAGCAAAACCUCUGCCUCUGUUCCUUUUUUAGAGGAAGGAGUAUGCAAAGUCACCUGCCACAUUUUGAGCACACCUGAAGGAGAGGCUGCUGGACAGCAAUCCUAACUGCACAUGGAAACUCAUUUCUCAUUUGAACUUUAAUCUAAUUCUACUUCACAGAAGUGCCAUUUUCUUUCCUUGACUAGGGCAUUAAUUUCAAUGUUACUCCUUUCCUUUUUGGAAAAGUGGUAGUUACAGCCAAAGAUAUAUUGGCAGUUUGCUUGGGAAGGAAGUCUCUGCUUUUUUAGCUCUUUAAGAUGCUGAUUCUGAAAACACUGAAUGGGACCAUGGUGCUCCUGAAGAGGGAGGCAGGGACCACCACCAAGGAAGCGUGCCAGGGGUGCUCUUGUGAGCUUUGUGGAAAGGAAUGAAAUUUGUUGGGUUUCUGCAACAAGGCACGUAGCUUUCUAAUCUUUUAACUACCAAGUUUAUUUCUGAGAUUCACAGUUUCUUUUCAAAGGGACUUUUUCAGUCUUUCAUACCCACUUCUCAUCUGUCUCCAGGAAAUAUAGCAUUGGUUCUUCAUGUAUUUUAAUACCUGGAAAUACUUACGUGUCUAUUUAUAACCUUCCUGUUUAACAAAGUCUAUUAUUUUGUAUAUUGAAAAUCCCUGAAUGCUGUUCCCCUGAAAUAUGGUUAAAAAUCCUUUGUACUGAAGCUUAAGCCACAUUUGACUAACUCACUGUAUAUGCAUUUUUAUAAUGUGCUAUGUUGUAUUUUAAUGUCAUUUAACAUCAGUGCUGGAGGGGCUAGCUAUUCCUCAAGGAAUACACAAUGUGUAAGAGUUAACAGGGGAAAUGUUGAUUUAAAAUGAUUAGCAUCAUGCUUUUAAAGACUCUGGCCCAUUGUCACUGUGUUUCACAUUUGACUAUACUCUUUCAACAGAGCUCUUGUUAUUUUCAUGUAUGUGCACUACUUAAUUAGUAAAUAAAAAAAGAACACUGUAUAGGAAGUCUGAGGCCAUAUGAGUCACUUGGAUAACUCUGCACAAGAGAACUAAUUGCUUAGGAUACCAUCCAGCCACCUCAGUUCCUUCCCACUUGGCUCUAGUGUGCCUGUUUGAAUAAAUAAUUUUUGCAAAUUGUACCAAAGGCAACAUAUUCUACAUUUACAAAUGGAGGGAAAACCUAAAUAUGCAGUAUAUAUUCCCUGUGAUGUUAUAUAUUCCAUUUAUAUUGUUAUGAAAUUGUUACUGUGGGUGGGACUAUCAUGCCUUUGCCCUUGGCUUCCCAAGGCAAUACGUGGUCAGAGUCUGGGAUUUGAUGAAGUAAUGUUAAUGGUUUCCAGUGUGAGUGAAUGCCUAGGAAGUAGUUUGAGAUUGUUCUGGAAGGUUGUGAAUGGAGAGAGAGACAUCGGAGAUUGAGGAAGAAGAGUGGCAUUCCUGUUGCUGUCAUGGGGAGGAGGCGGAAGUCUCUGAGUGAAGCAAACUGCACUUUGCAGCAGAAGGAGAGAGUGCAGCGCUGAGGGAGCUGAAACGUUGAAAGCACCUGGGUGUGCCUCUUUCUGGAGAUUUGAUUUAUUGCCAUUUGUAAAUAAAUCUGAUAAUACAAAAUGC